AUGCUCACCCACUUUAUCACAUAUUCUGGUGCAGUUUCUAAAGGCUCCAACUGCAGCAGAAAUGGUAUGUAUGUGUAUAGAGAACUAAUGUUCAGUCUCUGCCCCAGUGCUCUAAAUGUUCCUGCUAUCAUUGUUUAAAUUAGAGCCUCCUCUCUCUGGUUUUGUACCACUAGAGGGCCCUUAUGUAUCCGUGUUAGCUCAGAUCAUCUACCUCAGUGGUGUCCAAACUUUUUUCAAAGAGGGCCAGAUUUGAUGAAGUGAGCAUGCGUGAGGGCUGGCCAAAGUUGUUGAGCUUUUUUUAGGAGCCCCCCCCCCCCGUUAAGAAAAAGGGUCUUAGAAGGGCUGCACGUGACUCACCCAGGGAUCAUCCGGAUGAAGGCAUUGGCCCGUACCUAUGUGUGGUGGCCAGGCAUAGAUGCGUAGAUAGAGGGCUGGGUGAAACGUUGCGAGCCCUACCAGGUCUCCCUGCCAGAUCCACCCAAGGCACCAGUACAAUCCUGGGAGUCCACACAGUCCCCAUGGCCCCGGUUGCACGUGGAUUUCGAGGGGCCUUUUCAGGGCCAACACUUCCUAAUAGUGGUUGACUCUAAGUCCAAGUGGCUUGAGAUAGUGCCAACCUCAACCGUGUCCACUAGAGCGACUAUAAACACACUCAGGGAGCUAUUCAAGACACACGGCUUGACAGACAGGCGCAGGCCGGAGGCCUGGGCAGGCCGGGUCGUCCUCUUAUAUACAGUGGUACCUCAGGUUAAGAACUUAAUUCGUUCUGGGGGUCUGUUCUUAAUCUGAAACUGUUCUUAACCUGAAGCACCACUUUAGCUAAUGGGGCCUCCUGCCGCUGCACGAUUUCUGUUCUCAUCCUGAAGCAAAGUUCUUAACCCGAGGUACUAUUUCUGGGUUAGCGGAGUCUGAAACCUGAAGCAUAUGUGUUACGUAUUGUAACCUGAAGCGUAUGUAACCCGCUGUACCUGCUGGGAUUGACAAGGCAUCUCACAACUCUCACCUGAAUCUCAUAGCUCUCCUGUAGCUGCCAAACCAAUUAACCAGCUAGAAGGAUUACUGUUAUAGCACCAGUUUUCCUAUAACUUGAUAUUGCUGGAUAGUUUUGAUGAACUGCAAAAGCAUUUUUAGUUUGCUUUCUGUUGCCACCCUAGAACUUUUAUUUAUUAGUGCCACUUUGUUUUGUAUUGGGUUUAACACCUUUUAUGUUACAAGGCACGUUCUAGCCAAUCAUAUAAGCAUUGGUAAACAAACGUUCUAAUGGCAAGUAAGCGCAUGCACUUUCAACUUCCCAGCACCACCAGUAGCACAUCCACCUUGUCUGCCUCCCUAGUGAAGCCUUGUAGUCGGACUUAUUUGGAUUUGGUGGGCAGGCACUUGGGGGCCGCAAGAGAUUGCUUUUUCAAAAUUGCCUGGGGGGCCUGUUUGAAACCAGCCCGGGGGCCGCAAGUGGCCCCCAGGCCGGACUUUGGACAUGCUUGAUUUAUGCAAUUUCUUUCGUGGGAACGAUAUGUGUGAAGGAAAUAAUCUUGCGUGUAACGAAGCCUUGAGACACCUGUGAUUUGAGGGCUGAUACAGAUUUAGGGAGAAAGCAUAUGUAUGGUCACGACACGCUGCUUCUUUGAUGUUGGGAGUAUCCAAACACACUUGCUGCAGUGGUGAUCCUAUUAGGACUUUCCCAUUGUACCUUUUCUGAAAGUUUGACUCACGUCAAAGCCUAUGCCAGGAAGUGAACUAGAAGCAGAACUGGAGGGAGGGCCAUAGUUCAGAACUUUAUGAUGGAAAAGCAUGAGGAAAAGCUGUAUCCUAGAUACACAUACUGUACUCUGGUUUAAGUCCCACUGAACCCAGUGGGAUGUGUCUCCGAAUAAACAGCAUAUAAUGGUGCUGUGAUAUUAUUCUAAAUCUGGGGUGGAUAACAACAAUAAUAAUAAUAAUAAUAUCUUUAUUGUCAUAGCCCCCUUCGGGGACAACGAAAUUACUUAGUAUUUAUAAAUAUAUAAAUAUAAAUAACCUGCGGCUCUCCAGAUGUUGCUGGACUCCAACUCCCAUUUCCCCCCAUCCAGAAUGGCCAAUGAUCAGGAAUGAUAGGAGCAGCAACAUUGGGACGGCCACAGGUCUCCCUGCCCCACCCCGUUUUAAAUUCUCAUUCCUUUCAUUUUGUCUAUGGCACUGUGAGCAUCACAACUGUGUUGUAAUUGGACAGUAAAUAACUUGCCUUGAAAUAUCACUUCCAUUUAAAGGCAUUACCAGAAUUCAUAGAUUACUAAAGAGGGUCUUACAAGGGUGUGUGUGUGUGUGUGUGUGUGUGUGUGAGAGAGAGAGAGAGAGAGAGAGAGAGAUGGUGUCAUUGUUGAAAUGUUAAAGACCCUACCAGGAAUCAUACUCAGAAUAAAAGACAAAGAAUGGUUUGUAGUUGAACUCGAUGACCUGACCUGAAUCCCCAAGUCCCUUUGCUCAUGGUACUUUGACUUAUUGUGUAUUUUUCAACCUUCUUGUUCCUUCAUAGUUGUGAGCGAUUCAUUUGAUUCUCAGAGUAAUAAUAAUAAUAAUAAUAAUAAUAAUAAUAAUUUUUAUUUAUACCCCGCCCUCCCCAGCCAAGGCCGGGCUCAGAGCGGCUUACAAGCAAUAAUAAAAACAAGAUGAUUACAACUUAAAAACAAAAAUAAAAUACAACAUUAAAAUAAUGGAACAUUAAAAUAUUAAAAUGUAGCCUCAUCGCAGGAGGAGAAGGAAAAGAAAAAAGAGAGGGAGGGAGGGAAUCAAAUUGGCUCCAAGCCAAAGGCCAGGCGGAACAACUCUGUCUUACAGGCCCUGCGGAAAGAAAUCAGAUCCUGCAGGGCCCUGGUCUCAUGAGGCAGAGCGUUCCACCAGGCCAGAGCCAGAGUUGAAAAGGCCCUGGCUCUGGUUGAAGCCAAUCUAACUUCCAUAGGGCAGAGUAACAGUUUAUUUGCAGAUCUUUCCAGCUUACGUGUUCCAUUAAUAAUUUAAAUGUGCUGAUUCCGUGAAUUACUGCUUCUCCGAACAUCUUGGCUGGUAUUCAACUAAUGCUAUAACUUUGAGGGCACUAUAGGGCAAACUUUGAAGAUAAAAUUGAUUGUCAUUUUUCUGUCAAGAAUCAUUGAAACAAAACAAUAAUCCAAUGUUCGGAGAUGCAAUAAACAUGUCUUUCCAUAGCUUAUAUGUUUGGUGCUAGCUGUAAAAUUAAAUAAUUGCCUUCCCUGAAAGUUCAGUCCAAAGAAACGGUCCUAGGAACAUUGAAAACAUGAACAUUAUCAUAUGCUCUUCCCCUCUAAGCAUUUUUUUUCAUCCUUGGGGGAAAGCUAUAACUUAUUGGUAGAACAUCAAUUUAGGAUGCAGACAGAUUCCCCUCACCUUGGGAGUAAGGAUUAACAAACUCUUUGUUCUCCCAUUCCACCCUGUGAAUCCUACCAGUAAGGAGGCCUAAGGUGGAUGCUCCAAGCUUAGUCUGCAUAGCUUAAGCAAACCAUUUUUGUGUUUCUAUACAAAUAAUUUAGAAACAUUUCCCAUUUUGAAACCUAAGUUAUACUGCCUGUCUUUUCUUGCAGCAAUGUGGAAAAAGCACAUGAAUCUGUCCUUUGAAGAGCUUGUAAGUAAACCAUUUUAAAGUUACCAAAUAUGGUCUUUUUCUAUGCUAAGGGAAGUGUGGAACUCUGGAAGAAACUUAGAAGGGGGUAUUGUAUUUUAAAGGUCAAACAGCCUAUAGUUCCAUGCUCUGCUUUGCUGCAUAUUUUGUAAUUUUUAAUCUCUGCUGGGGUUUUCUCACCAAAGAACACUUGCUCCAAACCUGAAUCUAGGAAUCCAGGCUUCUCCUUUUUAUUUUAACCACAUAUCAUUUUCCUUUUACCAAAUUAAACCAACAGAUAGGUUAGAAAAAAGAGAAUGAGGCAAAGAAGGAGGGAGAGAAGGCAGCUGUAUCAGGCAAUGGCAUGGUGAAAGGUGUUGCCCCAAAGAAAAUAACACCCACCCUGAAGCUGUUUUUUGCCCUGACGGGAACCCGCCCCCCAUCAACAGCCUUGUGUCCCAUUGAAAACAAUAGAUUGGGGCUUAGUCAUGUCUAGCUGACAUGGAUUUUUAAAGUAGUUACUUGGGCCUUUGCUAGAUUUUCUGGAUUGAGGUCAUUUAUUUCAGCUAGUUUAAAAACCAUAACUAUGCUUGGCUGUGACCCUGCCCAGGUCUAUGAGGGCAUAGGGCUUGAAGGGGAAGCAGGCGGUGUCAAGUAGCAAGUCCCGCAAACAUUGUAGGGGUCCUUGGGCAACUCCAAGAGGCCCUGCUAAGGCAGGCUGACGAAAGAUACAAGUAAUUAUUUAGGCAGACUAGGCCUGAAGUGUGCAAGGAGCUGACUGGCUGGUUAGGACCCUCACCUUAGAUAUCACAUUUUCCUUUUUCUCUUUGUUCGUAUUGACUGAGGACUAGAUUCUUUUCCAUAUGACCACCCAUUCCAGUUUUCCUUUAAUAUUUCUUUUUAACCAAAAAUUGUGUAAUGGCUUUUUUGAGGAAUAUAUACACACAUCUUUGUUUAUUCCCCCCCCCCCCCCCCGUUGAGCAAAACAUAAAUGAAUAGUCUUAUUGUGUCUGAUGUUAUCUGUGUUACAUAUUGAAGACUGGAAAGGAUGACUGGAGAAAAAUUCAGGAUAACUGGUCAAGAAUACAGAAGUAUUGUUGGGGAAAAUGAAUCAGCCAGUGGUUGGCUAGCCUUGUGCUUGCUGUCAUAGCAUACUACAGAAAAUAACAUAUUUAGAAUGUAAUCCUGCACCAUAGUCCCCCAAGCUCCCACCUCACCCCAAACAGAGCACUUAAAAGGGUUUUUAUUUUUCGCCAGUUGUGGCAAUGAUGUCCUAGAUGCUAUAUGAUUUUUAAGUGCAUUUUUACAGACACACCACAGAGCACCCGAAUGAAGCUUGCAAACUGGUUUGGGAACUCCUGCUAUAUACAUUCUGUGGGGAUUCAGCCCCACUGAAUGAAUGGGAUUUACAGUGGUACCUCGGGUUACAUACGCUUCAGGUUACAGACUCCGAUAACCCAGAAAUAGUACCUCGGGUUAAGAACUUUGCUUCAGGAUGAGAACAGAAAUCACGCAGCGGCGGCACGGCAGCAGCGGGAGGCCCCAUUAGCUAAAGUCGAGCUUCAGGUUAAGAACAGUUUCAGUUUAAGGACAGACCUCCGGAACGAAUUAAGUACGUAACCAGAGGUACCACUGUACUUAAAUCUAAGCAGACAUAACUAAGAUUACAAUGUUACUAAAAAAAAUAAUAAAAUGUAUUUAUUGAUGGAUUCCGUUCCUCCAGUGGGAGAGAUGGAAAGCACAGCUUAUUCUAUCCAGAAGAAGCUCCACCAGGCCUCCUCUCCUUACAACUGUCACCUGGGAGCAGCCAUUUUGUCACACUGCAUCAGUGGGAGAAAUAGAAAGCAGGGUUCAUCCUAUCUUAUUUUUGCUAAAACCCCAGCUGUAUCAGGCACCUCUUACUCCUGAAUCACACAAGCUGGUCAUUAUAAGAACAACUGUUUAACAACUGGAGCCUGAGUUUGAUUCCACCCCCCUUUCCUCUCUGUCCCUUUUCCAUCGUGUCGUGUUUUUUAGAUUGUGGGCAGGCUGUUCUGGGAGCCUUUUUAGCUGAAGCCUGGGUUACAAAUGCUUUAAAUAAACAAUACUUCAAUAAGUUUAACACAGGGGAAGCAAAGAGGAAGUAUAAACUACAGGCCACCUGAAGUUUAAAAGCUCUGCAAGUACUGUAGAAUAAUCCCUAGCUUUAUUGAGGACAGACUGGUGGAUUCAUAUGGCUGUUCCCUCAUUUGAGGUACAGUGGUACCUCGGGUUACAGACACUUCAGGUUACAGACACUUCAGGUUACAGACUCCGCUAACCCAGAAAUAGUACCUUGGGUUAAGAACUUUACCUCAGGAUGAGAACAGAAAUUGCACGCCGGCAGCACAGCGACAGUGGGAGGCCCCAUUAGCUAAAGUGGUACCUCAGGUUAAGAGCAGUUUCAGGUUAAGAACGGACCUCCAGAACGAAUUAAGUUCUUAGCCUGAGGUACCACGGUACUGUAUUUGAUUCCGAAUUCCUUCAGAUAUUUGCAUGAAAGUAAACCAUGAAAUGCUGUUCUGUGUUCAGAAGGCAAGUGGAGUUGGCCAGGGUAAAUGCAGAGGAGCUGUAACACUAGUGGCAUAUAUGUACACAUCUGGCUGAGUUUCCUUUCAUUAUUGACUUCUGGAAACAAAUUCAGGGAACAGUUGCAGGCGUAACAAGCUAAACAAUCCCUCACACUAGGAACAUAUGUCUUGCACUCGCAGCUGCCAAGCUAUUAGUCAUGCAAAAUGAAAGGAAAUAAAAUUUCAGUUGUACUGUAAUGGAGUUUCAAGCGAUAUCUGUGUGGUGGCCAUAUCAUGAGAAGGGGUCAUCAGUUUACAAAUUAGUCCUCAUAACGUAAGAGCUCAAUAUAACACAAUGCAUGUUCUUUUCUUCAGACUGCUACAGGCCCAUAAAAGUACACGAAGAAACAUGGAAGGUCUACAACAUUCCUUGUGAUAAUAAUUCAGUAUGGCAGGCUUGGAAUAAAGGUAAAAACAAAACCAGCCGAGUAUUCCCUUACAUAAUGUUGAUAUGACUGGAACUAUAUAAUAAACUGUACACAAUUUAAAAAUAUUAUCAUAAUCUUAGACUUUCCUCCCUCUUUUAUUUAAGUUUUUGUAGAUUCCUGUGGCCAAACACUUGUAUCCCCCGCCCCAAUUUUGCACAGGGCUAUGGCCAGCUACAUGGAGAGAAUAUAGCAGCAUAAUCUUGAAUUCCCCAUAAACAUUCCACUGUUUUACUGGCAUGACUAGCCUUGAUGUGUUUAGUGUUAUACUGAUGGAUUGAACCGCAACAUCAGGUAAUUGAAACCAUUCCCAGCCUAUCUGGAAAACUAAAUGGCCGUGUUUUCUUCAGCUGAGCUGAACUAUGAUUCGGUGGGAGUGAAUGAGCGUAGCAAACCCCAUGUAACUUUAUGAGACUUUCGCAAAAGCACUUUUUACAAACUUUACAGAAUCUACAGCAUGUGAUUAUGCCAUCUCAAAAAACCAAUUCCAAAUUGAAGGAAUCCCCCGCAGGAAUACUUUCCGGAGGGGAAGCUGUGUUAAGAUUAUUGCAAAAGCAACAAAGCGACUUUGUGGGUUUUUAGUGUUUAUAAUAGAAUUUUUAUACAGAAUAACAUAUAACAGUAAAAAUCAAUGGUGGGUUACUAGAUAAAAAGCUGAGUUUGGUCAAAUCAUAGACAGAGUCAGAAAUAUGGACAUCACUUCAAGUUGAAUGACCACUCAAGACUAACUACUUUAAAGACUAACAAAUUUAUUAUGCCGUAUGCUUUUGUGGGCUGCUGUCCAUGUCAUCAGAUGCAUGAAGUGUUGUCCUGAGUUGCAGAUACAUGUUUGGGGGAGGGAUUGUAAACAAUGAGGUCAGAAGGAAAAGAAAUACAGAAAGUAUAGACCAUGAAAAUUACAGUAUGUUAUUAACAGUGGCCACUGAGGACGGGGGGAGUUGUUGAUCACAUAGACAUCCUACCAUUUGUAAUCCAAUCCACGCAUGUAGUGUGAUUUUUAUUUUUAAUCUAUCAUUCUGAUUCAUUGUUGUUUGCUUGAUAGUUUUUGCAGGGCAAAGUAAAGCAAUCUCUGACCUUGAAUCUAGUGUUUCUGUCCAGAAAACCUUAUCAGUUGGGAAAUCUGAGUGUUUAGAAGUUAGUUAAUAGCAAGGAAGAAUGGGACCUGUUCCUUAAAGCUACAAAUGGCCAGUUCUUCUGUGUCUAUGUUCUUGCACGGAAAUUGAACAUUCUCCUAAUCUUCUUGCAAUGCAGAUGAUAUAAGGGACAGGUCUUCUCAAUUUGCAUUGAAAGGGGCUCCACAUGGUGGUCACACAGUACGUAUGUGGUAUGUAGGUGCUCGCGGCAUUAAUUACACAUGUACCCCCCAACCCCCCCACAUGCCCUUCUACUCUAGCCCAUUUUGAGAGAGAAUUCAGAAGAAAGUUAUAUUUUAUGUUGUCUAAGUAAAAAUGUGGAACUCAUACUCAGUAAUCACUCUGGAAUUUAUAGGAAUUAUUGUUAAGCAUUUGAAACAGGAAAAAUGUUUUAUGGAGAACGUAUUUUGUUAUAUCAUUUAAUUAAAAGAUCAUAGCUAGCAAUAAUGCAGUCUAUUAAAAAACCUAGUAUUAUCAUAAUUACGCUUUUUGUGUGCAUGUACACGUUAACAAAUCUAUCAAAAUACUAUUUUAAAUGACAAGAGGCAAAAUUUCAAAUAUUUAUCUGGCUAAAUCUAGAUUCCAGGUUUAAAAUCAGAUGAAGAUGCAGGGGAAAAAACAGUUUUUCUUCUCAUUUCAUCCAGAAGGUGGCAUCAUAUCAUGACUUUUCUUCCAUCGAAAGUGAAGAGGAUAUAUAACAAAAUAUAGAAUCUCUCAUGCUGAAAUUAAUACCAAUACAGUAGUUCCAUAUGAAUAAUAGCUGAUUUUAAAAUAUAUUUCUUAAUAUAUAUAAUCUUUGAAAGUCUGUGAUGGUAGUUAACAUGGUUACAAAUAUUAGUCCUUAUCUCCUGUAGUCAAAAUAAGGACUGUAAAUUUAGCUGCAUUUGGACCUAAUCACUAUAAUCAGGGUGCACAAUCUGCACAUUCCUCCUUCGCUCCUUCCUUCCUACUUAGUGGCGAAGCUAGUGACUGACUUAGUACAGUGGCACCUUGGUUUGCAACUGUUUUGGAUUACAACCACAUCAAACCCUGAAGUGUGUGUCCCUUUUUUUGGAUUACAACCCAUUUUGGGGGGGAUUACAACCCAUAUUUUUUGGGGAGGCCCCAUUGGUGAAAGCACACUUUGGGUUACAACUUGUUUUGGUUUACAACCAGACCUCCGGAACAGAUUAUGGUUGUAGACCAAGGUAUCACUGUAUUACAACUGAAGCGGCACUCAUGUUUAGGAAUCAAAGUAUUGCUCCUCCCUUUUUCCCAGCAGAAAAAUAAAUCAUGUGCUCUGGUUCAGAUGUAACACAAGCAAGCCAGCCACUCCAUGGUUUGUUUCCUGGCUGGGAGGAAGGGAAGAACAAAUCAGAAGUGCUUGGGUUGUGUGUACUAGCACAGAGGUUGUGCAAUAGCCAUUGUUAACAGCCAGUGUUUUGUCUGAAUGUGCCCAGUGUCUGUCAUAAAUACAUUGCUUUGAGCUCAUUGUUAAUUCUGUUGUGUGGAUUUUUAUUGAACUGCAUUCUAAGGCUAAAGGUAAAGGUCAGGGGACCCUUGACCAUUAGGUCCAGUCGUGACCGACUCUGGGGUUGCGGCGCUCAUCUCGCUUUAUUGGCCGAGGGAGCCGGCGUACAGCUUCCGGGUCAUGUGGCCAGCAUGACUAAGCCGCUUCUGGUGAACCAGAGCAACGCAUGGAAACACCGUUUACCUUUCCGCCGGAGCGGUACCUACUUGCACUUUGAUGUGCUUUCGAACUGCUAGGUUGGCAGGAGCAGGGACCAAGCAACGGGAGCUCACCCCGUCGUGGGGAUUCGAACUGCCGACCUUCUGAUUGGCAAGUCCUAGGCUCUGUGGUUUAACCCACUGCGCCACCCGCGUCCCAUUCUACAGCUACACAUUGCUUAAUAAGCCACAUUCACAGAUUUCUCAUUCUCUGAACAUGACAUGCAAAUGCCAGCUUGAGCUACAAACAGUGCCGUGUUAACUUAUGUAGGUUAAAAUUUAUUGAUAUGACAAUUAGAAUAUUUAUUUAUUUAUUUAUUUAUUUAUUUAUUUAUUUAUUUUGUAUACUCCAUAGAUCUCAGGGCAGUUCACAAAUACAAGAUAAAAAACACAAAAUACAUAAUAAAAACAAGAACAAAAACCAACAAAUAACCCCUGCUUCACCCAACAACACAUUUAAAAGAUUCUAAACAAUGUUUUUAUUGCAGUAGUAUUGCAAAUGUCCCUUAGUGUAUAUCUGUAUGGCAGCUUCCUACAAUAUGCUAGAAUCACUAGUAGUUAAAAGAGAAAUGGGUCUCCCUGCCUGGAUAGGACUAUAAUAUUUUAAGUAGGUAAGUAAGUAAGUAAGUAAGUAAGUAAGUAAGUAAUCAAUCAUUGCACUUCUAUUUAGAGCAGACAAAAUAAAGUACUUCUUCACACUGCAUAUAAUUAAGCUAUGGAGUUUUCCCCCAUUACAUGUGUAGUAAUGGCCCAAAAGAGGAUGAGGCAAAUUCAGGGAGAACAAGACUAUCAGUGGCUACCCACCAUGAUGGCUGAGUUCCACCUCUGUUGUCAGAAGCAAUAUGCCUCUUAAUGCCAGUAGUUAGGGAAUCACAAGUGGGAAGAAUGCUGUAGGCAUCUAGUUGGCCAUUAUGAGAAAAGGAUGUUGAACUAGAUGGGUCUUUGACCUGAUCCUGCAGCGCUCUAUUUACAUCUUUAGAAGCAUAUUUUUACUAGAUGGUAUCAAAUGUGGACAUACACAAAAGUUGAUUAAGAAAAUUACUUAUUGUCUCUCUGUGCGCAUGCAUCGGUAUAAACACAGGUUUACAGCCUAAUUUUGAACAGCUCACACAAACACCAUAUUGUCAAUUAGGAUUCAACGCUUUGCACAAUUGAGAAAUUUUUCUAUUACCUGGAGCAUAUGAAAGGAGGAUGCACAUAAGAAUGGGGCUUUUCUCUAGCCCUCUAAACCACAGUUUGGAGGAUAAAUAAUUUGAAAUCUGGCUGCAGCCCUAUUUCCUAUGAUGUGGGCCUCCAUAUCCACACGUUCAUUCUAAUUACCAGCUGCAUAAAAGGUCAGUGAAGUAGAUGAAAACACUAUUGAACUAAUACUGAACUAUUUCCCACCAUACCACCAGUUUUUUUCUGAAGAUUGUUUCCAUGACUGGCAGUAUAUGGAGACAGAAGCUGGUUACCAGAAGUGUCAGGCUGUAAAUUUAUUGACUUGGUAUUUUGCUUCACUGAGCACAGAGGACAUCUGUGCAAUCUUAAUUUUUUUUUCUAAGGGGUCCUCACAAGAAAGCUUCUCACACAAAGAAAAGCCAAUCUGCAAACCAUUCCUUGAAACCUGGCCUUUCCUGUCUUGUUACUGAGUGAAAUCAAUAGGCAGCUGUGGAUUUGUUGACCUGGACACGAUAGUGGAACAGUAAUAAGAAAUAAAAAAAAAUGACACCCCCCCCCGAUAAUAGAUCCCACCCCCACUUCAGAUGCAGAAAGUAGGAAAACUAUAAAGAUUGGAGGACUCUACAGUCUUCUAUAUAAUGCUAGAGAAUGUCAUGUUGAGAAAGGGCAUGGGCUCCCCACAUCACCACUCCUUAAUCGUCUCAUAUUUUCACAUACACACACAGACAAAUCAUAUUAAUCAAAUCUGCUUUCAGCAGUAUGAAAAGGGCAGCUUGAAUGGAUCACAGCUUAGGAGGAAAUUCAAUACAGAAGAGAACCUUGGCUACAUAUAAGCCUAAAACUUUGGGGGGAAAAAUCCCUUAUAUUGCGUAUGAUCUUCAAUAGCCAUAUCAAUUAUGUAUCAAAGAGCUGCCAGUGUCUUCUGUGUGGGUGUUAGAUAGCCAAUGAGGGCACCAUAGGAAUCAAUGAUUAGUUAAGGACACUGCUUCUUCUAAUUUGAUUUUGUGCAACUGACUAUGGAAAAAAUAAUACAAAUAAAGGGCGGGUUAAAUAAAUUGUGUCAUGGAUGCUAACAAGUCCCAUAAAAGCCCCUUUGACUACUCUGUGUAGUCAAAGGGAUGGGAUGUUGUAUUUCUCUACCACUACCAUGUACCCACUGUUUAAUAUUGCAACCUUUACUGUACCUUGGUAAAGAGAAUAAUAAGUAGAAAGCUGUGAAAAUUCACUGAGAGUUGUAUUCUAAACUCAGCUUUUCUCAUCUUUCACAGCACUAAGAAGCAUGCUUUCCUAUAACAAUGCAGUCACCAGAAAGUGAUGCAUAAAACACUCCUAAGAAAUGAUAGCUCACCUUUGAAAUUCAACACACCCAGUCAUUCCUACCUUCCCGUCCAUAGAACUUCAUACCUUUUAUUCCUAGGCCCUUUGUGUUGAUAGCUUAUUGAUGACACUAAGCAUUAGAAUGUUUAUGAACGUUCCAAGACAUCACAGCAGCUCAGUGACAGAGGUGGAGCUCAUUUCAGCAAAUUAAAGCUACUGGCACACGGUGAUGCAUGCCCGAGUGCACUGAAACAUUGUUUACUUCCCUGCUGCAGCAGUACCUAUUUAUCUACUUUCAUUGGUAUGCUUUCGAACUGCUAGGUUGGUAGAAGCUGGGACACACCGUUGUGCGGAUUUGAACCGCUGACCUUCACUUGGCAAGUCCAAGAGGCUCAGUGGUUUAUACCACUUCUACCUGCAGGAUUUGUUUCAGAGGGUGGGACUGGGAGACUAUAACAUAGCAUCUUGGCUGCUUCUGUUGGCUGGAGAUCUGAGUUGCAAAAGUUGGAGAAGUGUGAAUUUUGAAGGAUAGUUGUAUGUUAAUUCGCUUCUUGUUUCAGAACAUGCAAAUUAGGUAGGUUCACCUUUAAAUGUGAACCAAAUCAAAUUUAUUUCCCAUUCCUACUUCAUGCAUAGGACUGCGCUCAAAAAGCCAUAAAAUUCCACAGGUACUUGUCAGGUCUCUGGAGACUUUCCUUUGGGAUUCAAUGUAAGCAUGAAAUUGCAAGGUGUUGCAGCUGUUGUUCAGAUCUACAGUGGUACCUCGGGUUAAGUACUUAAUUCGUUCCGGAGGUCCGUACUUAACCUGAAACUGUUCUUAAUCUGAAGCACCACUUUAGCUAAUGGGGCCUCCCGCUGCUGCCGCGCCUCCGGAGCACAAUUUCUGUUCUCAUCCUGAAGCAAAGUUCUUAACCCGAGGUACUAUUUCUGGGUUAGCGAAGUCUGUAACCUGAAGCGUAUGUAACCUGAAGCAUAUGUAACCCGAGGUACCACUGUAUAUGGAAUGCUGGUGAAAACUGUCAAUGAUAUCUGCUGUGCCAAGCCAGGAGAAGUAUGUUGUACUUGGGCAAUCGAAGUGAUCUGUUCAGUGCAGGAUCACACUCCAGGAUUCUUUGUGUAACCGCUUUAUAUCUGGUCCACUUGAGAAGAUGUCGUCAUGUGUAAAAAGCACUCAUAUUUGAAGAUGCCUCUACCAAAUAUUGAGCAGGAUAUUGAUUUCCUUGCACUGGAUCAAGGGCUCUGGGCAAGCAGUCUGUCUCCAACCAUUCCAUUCAGCCCUAUAACUCACUUAACUGAUCUAGCACAGAUUGUUUGACAGGUCUUGUUUUAAAGACAUUCAAAGGCCAGUCACUCAAAAGAGCAGGCUUCUAAAAAUUGCUACCAGGAAUAUGGGACAUUCCUGAAGCCUCUUUGAAACACAUCCACUUCUAUCCAGUCUGCAAAGGAAAUCUGCUAAUAGUCAAUGCAUGGCAUUAGGAACGGAAUACAACCACGAAAUUGCAGCCUUCAGACUGGAAUGAAAGAUGGGUUAUGUCUGCUCCAUUUCCUACUCUUAGAUAAUUAUUGUCUUUAUUGCAGCCCUUUACUGAAACGUCUGAAAGGGAAAUUAUCUGGAUGGUUCUUGUGAUGUCACUUUAGAUUUGAUUGUGCUCUUGUUUUAUUUGUAAGGGCAGCUAAAGUUGCCACUGGCAUCCUCUCUGUUUCCUAAGGGGUUUGGUGCCUGUCAUUAAAAAUGGACACUGAUUGACAUUUACAGUGCAAUCUUACACAGAACUAAGUUACUCUGAGCUCAGUGAGACUUUCAAUAUAGGAUUGCAGCCUAGGUGUACUGUGUAUUAGAAGCAUGAUAUCACUGAGAGUACAAAGUACACGGAAAUUCUAGGGAAGAGCAGAUUACUAAGAGUUAGGGUUAGUCCACAUGGGCACUUUGACUGUUCUUUUCAUUCUUGGGUGCAUGGUUGUGUGACGUACUGGGGGCAGGCUGGAGGCCUGGGCAGGCUGGGUUGUUCUCUUAUAUACCUGCUGGGAUUGACAAGGCAUCUCAUAAAAUGAAAAUCAGAUGGGGGGACUUGGGGAAGCUCACCUAACAAUGUUUAGAAAAAAAUAGGAUAAGACAAGAAUUUGUUUGUAUUGUUUGUUUUUCUGUUUGUGUUGUUUAGUUGUGUUAUAAAAUGAAUAAAAAAAACUGGGGGGGGGAUUGACAAGGCAUCUGACCACCCUCACUUGAAUAUCAUAGCUCUCCUGUAGUUGCCAAACCAAUUAACCAACUAGAACCUGGAGACUCCAAUUGAGAGCAUUCCAUGUCAAGAAGGAGGGCAAGUGGGCACUCUAUCAAAUGACAGGGCAGGAGUUACAUGGAGCAGGGCAUUUUCACUGGUGCUGCCCAUUGUAUGCCUCACUCUUCCCAGACUUGCUCUCUUUUGGCCUGUAUUUUGGAGCUUUAUAAUUUAGGAAGACUUUGGAAGAACUGGUUGGCAUGUCUUAUUAGUUGCUGAGGUAUGAGCAGAUUUUAUUUGCUGCUAUUCUGUGCUUCUGGUGCACCAGGGUUUACACCAGCGUAAUGGAGUUGGCCAGGAUGCCAGAAGGGAUGCAGUUUAUGAGCUUUUUCCAUUAUCUGCGCAGCAGGGGGUGUUCAGUCAACAGUGCAAAGGCUGAGCUGAAGCAUUCCCUGCUGGUCACCUGCUUUCAGCAAUAGGGGUCGCUCUUUGGUAGUACCCAAUUGGUUAGCUGUCAGAUUCUAGAGCUCCCUAUUGGUGGUUAUUAGGUGAUUCACAAAAUACAGAGUCCAUUCAUAAAACACAGUGUUCAUUCAUAAAGCAGUAACAUAAAUCUCCAUUGCUACAUAUUGGGUGUAUAUUUCAGUGGCUGAACGUACAAGUCUAUGGCAAUGCUGUAGUGUAGUGCUUAUGCGACUGUGAAUAAAAGGUGGCUGGGCUCAUUGUCUCGGGGUUUGGGGAGGAAGAGGUGACAAAACUGAUUUCCAGUAAGUGCCCCAAAUUAAUCUCUCGUUCCUUGGUAUCCAAAAACUUUGCUCCAAGUGUGAUCUAUCUGAGAACCAAAAUUAGUUUCCAUUUGGAGCAGGGCCUUUUCAGCGAUGGCUCUUACAGCUGUAAACUGCAUUCCCUUCAGAGGUUUGCUUAUGUUCAUCUUUGUUCUCUUUAAAACAUAAAAUAGACGGAUAAAAUUGUUUCUUACUCCUUCAGAACUUUGAGAAUUGGAAUCAAAUGGAAAUAUGUUUUUGAUUUGUUCCCACUUGAGACUGGCCCUGUGUUGUACUUUACAGAGCCCAGUCCUCCAUUUGAAGGGCUACCUGUUUGAAGAACACUCUAGUCCAAGUCCAGCAGAAUGAGUACAACACAGGUCACCUGGUUAGACAUCCCCACUAUGGUGAGGGAUAUGGUAUUUAUAUUUAAACUACAACAAUUAUGUCUACAUUUGCAUCUAUAUAAAUUAAUACAUGCAGAUUUUAUGUAAAGCUGUUUCCUGCUUUUCUUGGUGAUGUGUUUCUUUCUCUUGGGUUGAGUCAUAAUUGGCUACCUGAUUGGAAUUUGUUUCAAAUUAUUUUGCUUAUUCAUUUUGAAAUUUUUGUUUUAGUAUCUGUGAACAGUCUUGGGGACACUUUCUUCUUCAAAGGUAGCAUAAACAAGUAGGAAAAAAAUUAGUAAUUUUGAGGGCACAAAGCCUUUAUUACCUUGCCUCUGUUCUGAAACACCAUGGCUUUCUUCCACUCUUCCACUGCUCUUGUUUCUUCAUGUCUUUCUAUUUAAAAUACUUAAAUUUUCUACUGCCCAGGCCACCUACCUUGGUUAACGUGGCAGCUUUCUUUCAGAUACUUUCUGGCUGCAUUAGAGCCAAUGCAGAGUUUUUCUAGCUUCCUGGUCCCAUGAGAUGACUGCUAAACCACACAGGAUCUGUACUGCAUGCUUUCCCUGGGAUCAGGAGGUCAUAAAUAAAACUCACAUACUGUAUUGCUUUUAAAUGUAUUGUGUUUUGAACUGCUGCCUUUUUUCCUUUUUGCAGCACUCUGCCAGGAUUGUAAAAGGCCUGUGAGCCAAUAAAAUCCUGAUUAGGCUGGAUAGUCAGUGUGUUUAUUUCACUGUAAACUUUUCAACAUCCCUAAAGCAAUCGCCACUAGUGCUUUGAGGAUCUGCAGAAAACACUGAAAAUGCAUGAAGGAGGGAACACACACACACAGAAAAACACACUUUCAUUUCAGGGACAAGCUAGACAAUGCAUUAUCAUAUUUGCAUACCUUUAAGCUGGUCAAAAACUUAUAGCAAAACCAAAGGGAAGAAAAGGAGGACUGUGAGCUGAGAGUGGGGCAUAGUUUGAAAAUCUGCUCAGCACUUUAAUCCCCCCCCCAGCACAUCCAGAAUGCAUAUAAAAGCCUUUGUCCCGGGUUCUAAUUACCUUAUGUGAGAAUCCUAUUCAUGUUUUCUGCCUCUAAUUCCCACCAAAAGGAGGAGAUGCAAAUGAGAGUACAGCUAUUCAAAAUGUGUGGAGAUACACAUAUGAUAUAGUGAGAAAUGCCGCUUACCUCUCUCCAUGGUGAGUGGUAGUUGCGGCCCACCACAACGCCUCCUCUCCCCGCAGAGCCUCGCCAUUUUACAAGUGGCCAUUGCCGCUCCUCCCUGGCUGCCACGGAGGUGCGUGGGCCUCCACCAAGCCCACCAUUCAAACUGGCCUUUCUGUGGCGGUUUGGAGGGUGGGGUUUUGGGAGCAGACCUUAGGGAUGCAGUCUUCCCUCAGGUCCAUUCCUAGGCACUGCUGUUGUUCUUUUAACACCCUUUUUCUUUCCAGCUCAGCGGGCUUUGCUAUGGUCUUUGGAUGGUUGCUAUAUUCGGAGCCAGGAAGGAAUUUUCCUUGUGCUGCAGGUUUUGUCCUCACUGUAGCACUAGUUUUGGCGGUUUAGGCCUUGGGCGGAAUCCUUAGUCUAUCUCCUAACCUUUGGGGGUGAAGAGGUGACUCGUCCCCCUUCCAGGGGUGGCAUUUAUAGGGUACCCCGUUAGAGGAGUCUUGAAGUCUCUGUUCAUAGAGCAAGAAGCAGGUCAUAGAGCUUCCCCAGUGCUUAGGGUUGGGCCAUUCAUGUAAACCUGCGUUUUGUGAUGGCCCCUUCUUCCCCCAAGCAGACCCUGUCAUGCUUCAGACCCUCCACUAGGAGGCUGAGAGGGAUACAUGCCCAGUGCCUAUGCCAAAGAUUUACCUACCUCUGAAAUCAAUAAAGUUGUGGCCUUUUAAUCCCUGACCAUUGUGGUGUCCAUUUAUUCAUAUACCCUAGAUGACCAGGCUUUGCAGGGACAGGGACUCCAUGGCUGCUCACACAAUGCAAGGCAAAGGCAUAUGUAUUUAAAUGAGAUCACUUGCAUUGGAGACAACAGACUUCACAACUCCCUAUCAUUUAAAAAAAUAUAUAAAUAGGGGAGAGGAUGAUUGAAAGAGAGAGAUUUCUCCGUCCAAAAAACUCCACACACCUGAUGAAAUAACUAUUUUAUGGUAUGCAUUUGACUCCUUCAAAGGAACUUUCUCGAAAGUGGGCAUACUGUUAGGAUUUCAUAUAGCAGAUACCUCUCCGUAUUUUUCUUUUCUUUCCAAAGGCUAAGAUGUGUUUCUAAAGGAACACAAUCAAGUUGCCAGUUUAAAAUUCAGUAUGGCAUUCAGAGAGUCUGGUCUCUGGUGCUGACCUCCUGUCAUUUUCAUCUGUAACAUGAAGGUGGCACCAUGAUAAAGGAGCGGCUAAGAGACAAGAUAGGGAGAUUAAAUUGAAGGAUCCAGAGAGUUGUAGCAGUGUGCAGCAUAUAAGCAGGUAUGCAUAACAGAUCUAAAGGAUAAAGACAUAAGAUAACAAAUAGUAGGAGAUAUGGUGCUGAACUGGGGCAGGAGGAGAGAAAGGAGUUUAAACUUAUUGCAAAUAAAAUGGCAGGAUUCGUGGGAGGGAUUAGGGUGAAAUGAUGACAGCGGCAUGUUUGGUUGGUGACUGCGGAUUCAAUUACCAUAUCAAACAUAGUCUCUCCAGAUACUUAGAAAGUUGGGGCAAUCUUAAUCUCUUUUAGUAUUUUAACUUUUGUAUGUUUUAAAGUAGGGUUGUAAUUUUUUUCUUAAUUUUGCUUGUAUCUUUUGUAAAUUGCUUUGAGGUUGUUGUUUUGCAGCCAAGCAGUGUAUACCAUAAAUUUUAUGAAAUAAAUCAAUUAAAUUUCUUCUAUGAAUUGUGUUUAUUAGGCUAACACUGUCUAUUCUAGCUUUGCCCAGCUUGGUUCCCUUCAGAUGUUUUGAGCUAUAAUUCCCAUCAACUGCAGUGUUUGCAAGCAUACUGUCGGAGCCUGAUGGAGUUGCAUCUAAAACAAUAUGGAGGAUGGAAGGCUGGUCUAAUCAGUCUGCAACCAUUCAAGCAUAGGCAGCAUAUGCAAAUCUGUUUGGGAUUGUCGCUGAAGAAGGGCAUAUAAUUGCUUCCUUCACUUUGGAUAAAAAUGCAAUCUUGAUUGCUACACCUCUUAAAAUUUGGAUGUGAUUGGGAACACAUGAACAACCCUUAGCCAAGACCACAUAGUGUGUAGUGUGUUAUCUGUAUUUUGAAAGCUGAAUUUUGCAAGAAUUCUGGAAUUAAAAGUAAUCCUCUAGGCAAUAUCCACAGUGAUGUAAUCUAUUGCCAUUUCCUGUUUAUAUAACUGGUACAUCAUGAUGAGUUAAUCAAAAUACAUGGCUCCUGCUGAUUAGCUGUGCAACUAAUGAAUUGUGCAGUAAUAGAACUAGUAAAAAAAUGGUCAUACAGUUUUAAAAGGAUUUCCUUUUGAGGCUUGCCUUCAUAUUUUACAGGAUUUUGAGUCCCCCACCCUUAUAAUUACACAAAUUGGGCAGAGAACUGCAGUUUGAACAUGAUAAUAUUAUUCACUGCAGAUACCAGGUAUCUUUUCCACCUCCAAUUCUGCGUAAACAAUAGUUUUGGCAUGUGAUUUUGUGGGGCCAGAUAAGUUGUUAUGGUUUCUAAUCUUUGGAUGUUCUGAGUGUGUUUUGACUGUCACAUCUGGAGAAGAAUGAAAAGUGAGCCUGCUUGGCUUCAAAUGAUGACCCAGAAGUGUUAAGGAGGCAGCAAACCAGCAUGGGUAUGGAAGGUAGAUACAUAGGGGAUUUUUUUGUUUAUUGGGUUGCAGGCUUAAUAAAGGACUUACUUUUGGAAUAAGCAUUCAUAGAGUAGGAAGCUGAGGAAACUUCCAGACUUGCUAUAGAGUGGGUGGAAUUCACUUGCAUAUCAGCAAAGUGGAUUUGACUUUGGCACACAAAAGGACAUGGACUUUUUGAAGUAAGGAAAGUGAUGGGGAAAUGCCAUGUAAAGGGAUAACAAGUGAUUGUCACAACAUUGUAUAACUUCCCCGAAAACACAAACAAAUGCUCAGUAUUUGGCAAUCUUGUAUAGCCUCCCUGUAAACGGUGUUGCAGAAAAUCAGGAUGAAUACUCAGUAAACAUAAUUUUGAAGCAACCUUUGUUUCACUGAGUUAAACUGAGUUAUGUUUUAGAUUAGUCUACAGAAAACAUUCCUCAUAUAGCACAUCAUUUAAUGCAUGAAGAUACAAUAUAAAGAAAAAAGCUUUUAAAGCAAAAAUUGGAGAUUAAUUGAAAGUUGUCAAGUAUUGAAAUUGACCCAAAAGUUUGACAAUAAUAUAAAACAUCCAAAAGGACCAAGAAAGAAUGCAAGAAAAAGUGGAACCACUAGGUAACAAUAUCAAUAAACUUUGUUGAGUCUAUGAAAUACUAAGUGAUGAAAACUGUGUUAGCUUUGUAGCUACAAACUUUAAGUAGAAUAUCAUUUGACCAGUGUUAAGCAUACUUAAGUUCCAUUGAUUUCUGUGGGAAACUGAAGCACAUGCUAACUUCCUCCAAAAGGAAUUGAAUGGGAUUUGGGAAUCCUUCCUUUUAAAAAAAGAAAGAAAUGGGGGUGGGCAUUUCUGUAAAUGAAUUAUUCUUUCUCCCAAAGUUUCAAAGAUGAGUGAGGUGGUGGUAAAGAAGAUAGAAUUAUUGUUUAAGAUAUAAGCCUGUAAAUAGGCUAUUAUAAACUGGAGUGUUCUGACAUGUUAGCAGCAGCUUGGCAUUUCCAUACAACUGGAAGAAGGUGAUUAUUUUAAAAUGACAGAUACAAAUAUAGUGUUCUAAGCUUUAUAACUACAUUACUUAUUAUAGGAUUUUAAAAAGGCAAACUACUAAAAACAUACAAAAGCAACAAAACACACGUUAGAAAACCAGCGGUAGAAAAAUGCUGGCUUUUACAGACUUACCCUUGGAAUUUCAUUUGGGUAGGAAAACAUUUUUCCCAGGCCAGGGAAUUUCUUUCUCAAAUGCAGCAUUGGUUUCCUCAAAACUUGCUGUAGAAAGCAGUUGCAGGGUUCUUAAAAUAUGUUCAUUCUUUUUUAAACAACAACAACUUUGAAUUUAUUUUUGCACACACCUACAAAAAUCAACACAAUAUAAAUGUUGGCAUUGGGUUGGAUCCAGAGAAACUUACUACAAUGGAAUAUCUUUCAUUGGAGGAAAGUAUGUCAUCUCCUUGGGAUGACUGCUGCCUCCACUGGAAAAAGACCCUCAGAUUGGAAAAGCGUCUCUGGAUCCAGCCUGCUGACGUUGACAUGAAAGUUACAACUCACAUUUAAAAUACACUUCUUCCUUGACACCUGCAUAAAAAACCCCCAGUGUCAUAAACAAAAGCUAAAUGUUCUGUUGUGUUUAUGCCAUUGCUUUUUUUUGUCCAAAGACUCCCAAAAAUAUUAGUACAAAUGAAUAUACAAUAAAAGUUCAAUCAGUACAAUCAAUCAAAAUGACAUAAAAUAGAAAAAUCAACAAAUAGUCACCAAUCGCACUGUGUCUAUGGUGAAAGCACUGGAUAUGCUUUCACCAUAGACACAGUAUUCCACCUGUUUCACAACCUCUACCCUCCCAGUGCUGCUCCAGUCUCUCACCUGGGAACAAGCUCAUCCCGUAAUGCCCAUGCCCACAUCACACUCCAAAGGGUCACACCCGCUUUAGCGUCACCUGUAUUGGGGCUGGCUUGCUGGCAGUGACCCAAUGUCAUUCUGGAUAAAUAAGCAUCAUUCCUGGAAACCAGCUAUAGCCAUGGCAAGUUCUUGUGCUUCAUAGAUAGGUCUAGUUGGCCAAACCUUUUGGCUCCUCCAGUAGGCUGCUGUUCUGCAGGUGCAGCAGAAAAGGACUGGGGAGGCUAAACUGAAUGCCCAUCUCGCAGCCAGCAGUAGGCCUGUUACUGCUUCCUGCCUCCUGGGCUUGUAAAACAGUGAGCUGUGAAAAGACCACUCCCCCCCCCCCUCCAAGAAAACAGCAUGUCUCUUGUAUUAGUGAAACUGGUAGCUUAGUCUGCAGAGCAUGAGACUCUUAAUUCCAGGGUUGUGGGUUUGAGCCCCACGUUGGGUGAAAAUUUCCUGCAUUGCAGGAAGUCGGAUGAGAUGAUCCUUGUGUCCCCUUUCAUCCCUACAAUUCUAUAGUUCUAUGACCAAAAGAAAAAAGUCUGUGGAGGAUAAGAGCUUUUGCUGGUGGCAUAUUAGUUGCCAGAUGGAACAUAGUGGAUCCUCCUCCAUUCAGUGUACAGUACAGGUAGGAGUUUAUUAUCCAUGUGGCUGGGGAAUCUGGUCAGUUCUUCAGUACAAAUACCUGUUGAACUGUGUUAAGCUUAGAAUAUCCUUCUGCAGGGGAAUAGAACGUGCACCAUAUAACAUUUCCACCCUGUAGAUCUUUUGCACUGGAAUAUAAUUUGGAAUAUAAAUACACAUAGGAGAGGUGUGCCCCCCCCCCACAAAAAGCAUGUUCUGUGCUAUGCACAAUACAUGGCAAUAGAAGAGAACUUGAGGGUGGAGAGAGUGUUAAACUUGAAUGAGCUUUGGGAAUCCUUAACAUCUUCCAGGGGAAAGUAUUUGAACAUACUUUUGACAGUGUCUUAAUGUGCUUCUUUCAUCGGCAAGGAACCACAUUUUACAAUGCAGGGUAGGUAUUAUUUAAUUACAGGUUGAGACCAAAAAAGAGAGGAGGUGUUGAUGACUGUUUAAUCUCCUUAUGUUAUUAUCUAACAAGUGGUCUUGAGAGAAUACCCAACAUGUUGAAUUGAUUCUCUCGUGCUAUGCUAGCUAUUUGUGUAUACAUAAUGACAACAAGCACAAUGGUGACUCUGUUGUUUGGACUUCUGCCAGCUCACUGCCACUUCCUUCACUUUGAGCUUGACGGAGGGAAUGAUCUUACUUCAUUGGCUGUAGAGGAACUGGUGUGGACAUGAGAAGAACUGACAUGGACCACCUCCAGAUGGUUGCGAAUUCUUGGUGGGAUUUAAUUGCAUACCAGCAAAAGCAGGUUGUGCCAUUUGAGUUUAUUCAGUUUAUUCAGUUUAUUCAGUGUCCCCCCCAAUGGAAUUUUUACAAUUUAAAAAUUGACAGGAAAAUGCCUUGGAAAGUAUGGAAUAGCAAUUGCUAUUAGACACGAAGUUGUCUAAUGUUUUCCACUGGGCUCCUUUGGGAAGAAGGGCAUGAAAUAAAACACACACACACACAUACACACACACACAUAAAACAAACAAACAAACAAACAACAUCCCUGCACACACAAAAAUCAGAAAAAACUCUCAAAAAUGGCGGACAUCUGAACUCCCCACAUACUGUGUAAACAAAUCAAGAUGAAUGCGAAUUUAAACAGGUUACCUGGAAGCAACCAUGUAUCCUUUCCUUUUCUCUUUAAGAAGGUUUGGCAUGAAAGAAGACAAGGGUCUAAAUGGCAGUGCUAGUCUCUCCUCAUUCACAUUCAUUUAACCCCUCUACAGUGUCUGAAACUGCUCUAAUCCAUGUCAAGGUGGACAUCACAACUCCAGAUGUUUCAUUUCCUCGGAAGUCUCUUGGGAACUUGUCAAAGACUUUCUGCAAGGCAAUAUAAUAACAUUAUUUGCUUUCCUUCUUCCCUUACUUCUUUCCCCCUUCAGGCCAAGUCCUUAAGUCUUCUUAUAGGGUUAGAGUAAAGCAACAGACUGAAGCUUACACCAGCAAGCACUGCACAUUAAUUCUGCGUACUUAUGGUAGCACCUGUAUUUAUUAUCAAACAGCAUUAACAGCAGAGGGUUUCUUGUCAUGUAGACAGAAGAGAAAUUGUUUUCUUUGGGAAAAGGAAAGCCAAGGCAAAUAUGAAUUACUUUAUUGGAAUGCAAGAUGGACAGGAAAUAAAAUCAAAGGUCAACAGUAAUUGUGGCUUUGUCUAGUAAAGUGAUAUCUUUACUGCACAUUAAUUUUCUUCCUGCCAUUCCUUUGUCUCUCAUUUUUGGCAGCUGAGCUCAGAGGCCCAAAAUGGGAAAAAGAUAAUGGGUUACGAUCAAUGCUCGUAGACCAGACAGCUAAUCUGAACUUAACCAAAAAGUCAAUAUUUAGCUCUACCUUAUCAGCGAAGAAAUGUCAAGCAUAGAGGUAGACAUGAACAAAUUUCCAACCGAUUUCUUUCUUGCGUGCUUCUGCGGUCAAAGCUGCAUGGAAGAGUUUCAGCAUCAGAUAAGACAAAACUGCCUUUGAAGGAAAAAGAAAUGUAACAAACAGCCAACUUGCAAAUGCAAGAGACUGUCGUUUAUGAGGCAAAACCAACGUCAACAAUUCAUUCUAAUCUCUCCUCACACAUUCUAUUGGUUACCUCCCAGUCCCUGUGAUGCUAGCAGCUGAUAGUUACAUGCUGCAGGCCAGCCUUUAGCAGAUAAGGGGAACUGUUUUCUUCCUGUGAAGCCCUCAUUUAUUGUGGCUGAAAAACAAUAGGCACCAAUGGUUUGCAUUCCAAAGUUGGAAAGCUAUAGUAGAGCAUAGUAUGGUUCUUUGUAAAUGGGCAAUUAUAAUUAAAACUUCGGCCUUGAAAUGCAUGGUUCAUUUAUGAAAAUCCCAAUGGUCAUUCCUCUCCAAGACUGGAUUCAUCACUACCAAAAACAACAACAAUAACAACAACAACUACCAGGUAUAUAGAUGCCUUUGCAAUGGCAUAAUUGCCUGAAAGUUUUCUAAUAUGAUGUUUCUGGUUUUCCUUGACAUUCUCUGCUGUGCAGAACAUAGCAAUCCUUCUGUUAUCACAGCAAGGCAGAAGCAGUGGGCAAGUUCGUUCAGAUUCAGGAAAACUGAAUAUGUUAUAUAUUUAUUUGAAAAAUAUAUAAACCACCCUCUAUCCCCUUCAUCCAUGAAUUCCAAAAUGGUGUGCAAAUACAAUAAAAAACCAUGACCUUCAUAAUGAAUAACAAAUUGAGAGCAAAAACUAUUGAUGAAAAAACUGCAAAGCAGGGCUAAAAUUUAAAUAUUUGGACAAAUAAGAAUGCCUUAGCCUGGUGCAGCAGUCAGCAAUGAAGCCUAUUUGGGGACAGCAUCCCAUACAGUACUAACAUUUUAGCUAGGCAAGAGGCAUAAUACAAUAGUCUCUGAAUUGGUUAUACAGGUAAGGAAGAAAAUGAUACACUGUAGGCAGCUGCAUCAUGUGAGGCUAAGUUUAUUGUGGUUUGGGUCACUUCCAUGAAGUCUUUUGGCUUAGGCCUGGUCUGCACAAAUUCCGGUUCCUCGAUCAUACCACUUCAGUCAGCAGGCAGGGUGGGGGUGCAUGUUGGAAUUUUGCUCCCCAAAUUAAAACAAAUAUUUGCUGUGUGGGAACAACUUCAUGCACCUCUUUUUUUCUUUUUCUUUUUUUGGUUAAAAAGUGUGACCCUGUAACAACUUUAUGGUGAGUACCGGCGCCUACUUUUCUAGAAAAAUAAGCACGGCAUAUGGUACAAAAUAAACACUACCCAUGAAAUAGAUAUUAAAACCAAUACUGUUGAAAGGAAUCAUAUCAUUUAACAUACUCUUAAAAAUUUCACAAACCCAAAAAAUGCUGAUGAUUAUAAUAUGAAGACUUGUUUGCUGAGUCUAUUUUUGGUCUGCACUGGUUAUGUUGAGAAUGAAUGGUUGUUCCUCAAGUUAUAGUAAGCAAAAAUAUUUAUGAGUGACAAAGUGAACAAUGCAACCUGCAGAUUAGUGUGAAAUCUCAUUGGGCUUAUCAUUAGUCACAGCAGAAGAUAAAGGGCUAUCAAUCGAUCUGUACUUACACUGAAAAGCUUUACUGCUAUAAGUUUCAGAUUUCAAGCUCACAGCAUGGAUUGAGCAUGUUUUACAUGUAGAAUGAAAGCCAGUUAUGAACUAUAUGGGGGAUGUGAAAUCUGAAUACGUGCCCUUUAUUUAUGUUUACCCAUUCUUAAUUAAUUGUUUUUGAAUAUUGAGAAAGUUGGCCCAAUCUGAAAUGCUGUUUUGCUUGCCAUGUUUCUCAGUUUUCAGACAUGGUUCAUGCCCAUUUCUCCAAUCUGAUGUGUUCAACUUCUCUUGCUUGUCUCACUUCUAGUGCCGUACUCAGCGCAACUCUUCAUAUAUGAACAAUAGCCCUACAUAUGGCACUCUGUAGCAGAAAGUAAACAUUAUAACUGCAGUUACUUAUUGGAACCUAAAUCUUUAGAAAUGAUUUCCAAAAGCCAUGUAGGAACUACAAACUGAGCUACAUGCUAUCUUGCUUUAAGGAGGAGUAUAAAAUUUACUGACUAAUCCCAAGUAUGUUAAUUCAGAGACAAAACCUAUGUAGUUCAAUGUGGCUUCCUAACAAGGGUGUUCAGGACUGUAGCUUAUUUGCACAAGAAGCAUAUUCAAAAUCAGUGAAUUCCACAUCUACCAUUUCACAUCCUUGUGAUUCCAUCCCUGGAUGAAGUAUGCUGUUCAUUGACCUGGGGAAGGACUUUCUCAUUGAUGGCUCCAUGCCUCUGAAAAGCCCCACCCUCAAAUGUGAUUCAUACCAACUCUGUGCACUUUUAGGCACCAGUUAAAAAUGCUUUUGGCAGGGACAGGACAUGGGGAGUUGAGGUUAUGAGCUGAGGUUGGUUUACUAUUGGAAGAACAGCUGUUGGUAAUGUCUACUGUGAAUUUUAAUGUUUAGGGUUUAAAAUGUUGUUAUUAUUUAGUGGUUCUUAAAUAAUUAAUUCUAAUCCACCUGGGAUCAUUACGUGAGGAAAGACAGGAUAUAGAUUUAACAACAACAGCAACAGCAGCAACAACAACAACCCUAUGGGGUUGACUAUACUGCCCAGCUGAUGUAUUUAUGGAAAUAGUGACUGAUGCAAUGCUCAUAAUUACUGAUGGAAUGCACUAUUUCUAUUUUACAUCAGAUGAAAACCUUAAUAUAUUUAGGGGGGAAACCCUAAAGAUAAGAGAAUCUAGUACAGAUGGAAAGCACUAACACACAGCUGAAUCUGAUAUACAUUGGAAAGUUGUUUGACUCUUCUCUAUGGAUUACAGUCAACUAACACUUCUUUAGAGCAAACACAUUGAAAUUAAUGGAGCUGUGUCAGCCUACUCUUGAGAAGAACUUAGUUGAAUACUACCCUAUGGAUUUGGAUAUGUCUUAAGUUUUUGUAACCAAAUAUUGCAUGGUGAUUUUUGAGAUCAAGAAGCAUGGUUUUGUCUACAUUUGGAUACAAUUAGAUGAAGCAAGAUGACAGGCGGAACCUUUCAAAACUGCCCCGAUUUUUUGGUUUCUUAGAAUUCCUGAGCAACGCUGGGUACAAGGCUGCUAGUACAGAAAUAAAUUGCAGUUAGUUGGGUUUUUCCUGUAUUAAACAGAGAGCAGGUUAAAAAGGGUUCCCUAGACCCAAUGAGGUUUUGUCUUUCUUUUUCGACUCCCAUCCCCCACUCACCCAUCUAAUCAGUUUUAUGAGAAUUCAUGCCAGCACCCCUUCCCCAAUACCACAAACCCAUCAAGUAUCAUUGUAGGAGAAAAGGAAUGCAAAAGAUGCAAGUAUUGGCAUUCCCUUUAUUUUAAAAGAAAAGCUGUCCAGGGGUAUGCACAUUCGCACCAGCCUCCCAUCCUACAGAUGACCAAAGAUAAACUGGUUAUUAGACUUGUUCGUCCAAAUUACAGGAGAGUAUAUUUGCAUUGGCAGAGUGGUGGGUAAAAGAAUAUAAGGUUUUCUAUGACAAUGUAAACCCCCAGUUGAGAGGAAAUGCUGAAUGAAUGUAAACCAUCUGUAAGCUACCCACAGCAGCUUGGCAAUUUAGCACAAUCACACUGCUCUGAGACUGCUACAGGGCAACAUUCCCAACCGUCAAACAUACAAUGUCAUUUUAAACUCGAGUUUCUAUUGAAACCAGUGGCGUUCAUCUCCCAGUCUUAGAAUUGUGGAGCAACUGUUCCAGAUCUAGGCUCUCCUGUUAUUUGAGUAGAUGUUUAAUAUCUUCAUGCCCUAUUGAAUUUCUUUAAUACUAGCAUUUGGGGUGAAAAGUUUAAAAAAGCGAUAUGAAAAUCCUUGAUGCCUGAAUAUGUAUGUGUGUGUGUGUGAGAGAGAGAGAGAGAGAGAGAGGGAGAGAGAGAGAGAGAAAGAGACUAAAAUGUUCAUUUAGAUUAACUAAUUGUGAGCCAGUUUUCUGUCUGAAUUGUUUGAGAUAUACUUCUUAUCUCGGCCAUGAGUCAUUGUGGUCUGUUGCUGUAAUGUGUAUUUUCAAAUAACAAACAUUUUGGUAAUUAAUGUGAUUUUAAUAUGCAGUUUAAAAAACAAACAUAUAUUCCUUUCUCAUGGGUUUUACUACGAUCUAAUCCAGACUUCCUCAACCUCGGCCCUCCAGAUGUUUUGAGACUACAAUUCCCAUCAUCCCUGACCACUGGUCCUGCUAGCUAGGGAUCAUGUGAGUUGUAGGCCAAAAACAUCUGUAGGGCUGAGGUUGAGGAAGCCUGAUCUGUAAAGUGGUACUGAGGAACCCUAGGCCAAAGUACUAUUUUGUUUUGACACCUAAUCUUUUGCAGGAACCGUUGCAUGGCUCUUUUGAAAACAGGCAUAACAAACCACAUGUCCAAUACUGUGUUGUAUAAACAUUCUCAAACAGCAAAUUAUAAUACAAAAAUGUUCUUGGGUUUAGAUAUUGCUAAUAACCCCUCCACCCACAUAUAUUCCACUUUCUUAUAUAUGACUUUAGGACAGUGCUUCUUAUGAUGUUUGUGGGAUGAGGCCAUGGAUUCAGAGGAGAUUGCUCUCAGAACCAGUCUCCACUAUAUCUGAACCACUGGCACAUGAUGAGCCUAUUUUGCCCUCACCACUCUAGUCCAUGGAGUUUGCAUUGCCAGAUCCCAAGGCUGCCACAGCAGAGGACUUGAGCGGAUGUUGGAGUCAAUGUCUGUUAAAUUAUUAUUCAUUUCAUUUCUAUACCGCUUUAUAUUAACAAUAAAUCUCAGAGUGGUUUACAACACAUUAAAACCUCAAAUAAAGCAAUCCAGCAAAACAUUACUGAAAAAAGUCAACUAUAAAGUAUACAUUCAAAGAAACAAAGUUAACAAGAAACUAAAAUGUUAUCUUAAAUAUUUCAAAGUAAAACAUUGCAAAAGUCAACUACAGAAUGCACAUUUAACUUAGCAAAGUUAACAAAAAACUGUAAACUUUAAAAAAAAUAUUAAAGAAGUCAAAAUAAAAUGCACAUUUAAAACAUCAUAAUUAGCAAAAGAAUAAAAUAUGAUCAUAAGCCUAGAAUGUAACUGCUGCUGUUGUUUCCAGUCCUGCCAAUGGUGGUUCAUGGCAAGUGAUGGCUCAGGCUCAAUGACCUAGGUCUACACCAAUAGACAGCCAAGUUGGUCUCUGGCCUCAUAUGUAGCCUCAGCUUUUGUAGCUGGAAUCAAUCAAGGCUCUGCCCUCCCAGGCCAGGUGAAAAAAUACCUGCAAGGCAGGGGGCAAAUUUUCCAGGACUCACAGCCAAGAUAGUCUUUAAUGGAAGAAGCUUCUGUCAUCGAAGGUGGAAUUAGCCACCCAGCUGGAGCUCUAUUGAAGGCUCAGGGUGGAGUUGUCUGCUGCUGAAGCAACAUUUGAGCCUUGCUCCUAUGAGGCUACAGCCUGCAUGCUCCAUAGAGCUGUCCAGAGUGCUGUCUGUAUCCUCAAUUCCUACCCUGCCUGAACCUUGACUUGGCUCUGCCUUGCCUUGCUUGUGUUUGCUUUGCUCUGCUGAAACAGGGACAUAGCCCUAUUUGCCUCACCUGACUAUACUUUGUCAGGGCUGAAUCUUCAGCUAUGAACAUCCUGCUUGGGGUGUUCUUGCAUUGCUGUUGCCAUGGCUUGGAAAAGAACACUAGCUUUUUUAUUGAAAGUGUUUUGCUCCGUGAAAUAUCACUCUGCCUUUGGUUUCUUUUCCUUGCAUAUACCCCUGACAUUUAUUUUCCUUCCUCUCUCUGCAAUGGAUUCUUGUCUCCCUCCUACUCUUCAAUCCUUGAUCUUUCUGCCAAGUGAGGCAGCUGAGUCCAGCCCACCAGGUGGUUGCUGGCACCAUUCAGCUACAUUCUGUUCUACCUCCUGCUGUUCUUAGUCAGGAUUGUGGAGGCAUCCACAAAUCCUGGCCCUCGAGGGUAUUGGCUUAAGCCACUGCUGCUGCUGAUUUUUGUCAGAGGCAAAGUCAGAGCUUGCUCUUCUGAUUUAAGAAAAAAAAAAUGUUCCAAUGACAGUUGUAAAGGUCAUUUUAAUUUUUUUGUCUUCUGCAAAUCUCUGAAACCAUUCCAUGAUGAUUUUGGACUUAUUUCACCCAUACCUAAUGGGAAACUACAAACUUAGUUUAGUAUCAUGGCAGCAUACACACAACAAGUAAAAAAGUCCAUUCUAAUUAAAUCCAUAUUUUAAAAGUGUUUAUGUUUCCACUGGGUAAGAUACUCACCCCCCCCCAAAAAAAAUUGAAAGUAUUAGGAAUCUAGGAAGCUACCUUCUUCCAUCUAGUUCAGUGCUGUCCACACAGAGCAGCAGCUCUCUAUAGUUUUAGACAUGGGACAUUCUCACCUUACCUGGAAAUACUGAUAAUUAAACCUAGGAACUCCUACGCUCAAAACAGAUACUGUACCACUGUUAAAUUUUCCCUGAAUCUAAUCAUAUUUGAGGAGGUGUGUAGCCAUUAAGAGGAAGAUAGACAGCAGACUGGCAAAGCUGUAAAGGCCACUUUUUGGAGGUAGCCAAUAAGAGAUCCCUCUGAGCUAUGACAUGUUUACACUGCAGAACUAAAGCACAUUUCUUGGAUGAGGUAGUGAUCCACAAAUAUCUCACACGCACACACACAGACCAUUGAUCCUUUUUUUUGCACAGUGGAGGAGUGAUACUUCAGCAUAUAUACAAAGCAGGGGUGGGAAACCUUUGACCUUCCAGAUGUUGCUGAACUACAACUCCCAGCAGUCCCAACAAGCCUUGAUUAUAGCAGUUGUAGUUUAGCAAUAUCUGGAAGGUCAAAGGUUCUCCACACCUGAUAUAAAGUAAAAUGCUACCAUAUGUACAUAGGCCUGAUCUUACUCCCCUUUGUUGAGAGGGGAACAGUCACACAAAGUGCACAUUAAGUCUUCAUUUCAUGUGUUGUUUUUGUGUGUGUGGUGAGGCAGAGACCAGACCUUUGGUUGGGUAGAGAUAUGAAUCAGCCCUGUGGGAUUUGCUCAGAGUAGUGAGCAGAGCUGGACAAAUUCAUUUCAGAUAAGGGCAACAUUACCACCACUUUUAAUUUAUUAAUGCCUUCAAAAUCACCACCUCAAGGCAAUUUAUGCAUUUUGUUGACCUAUGGCUUUUAAAGUUGCCUUUUGAAUGUACUUCAUGGUUUUAAAAAUCAAGUUUAAUUCUACAUUGGUUCUGACAGUUUCCUACUGAAACCAGACUUAUGUGCACACCUUAAAAUUCAGUUUGGAAAAGUAUUUAGUUAUAAGUGUAACUGUUAUGAAGUAGUAUUUUCUUUUCUGCAACGGGGAGACACAACUCUGAAAUGUUGAGGACUGAAUUAGAUGAUAUAUGUGUCUGGCUUGUGAUACACUCACUGUUUAAUAAGCCCACCAAAUACUAAAUUUUUACUAGUGUGACAUUAUACAUAAAGCCAAAUUCAUCAUACAGUUUUAAUGCUGACCUCCUACUGUGUUUUGCACAGAGAACUGAGCCAGGAUGUUACUCUUGGCUUAGAGUUAUGGCAUGAUACAGGAGACUGAAUACUGAGGCUUGGGUUAUGAAUGCCUUGACACAAGACAGUCAGUCAAUAUUCUGACUGCAACCUGGAGAUACAGCAGACUGCAAUUUCUUAGCUCAAAUCUUAGUUAUUUUGCCAAUCAAUGUUAAUAAUAAAUACUUUGCCAAAAUGUCUUUCAGGUCUCUAUGCAAUCAUUUGAUUUUCAUCUGUGCCUCAUUAAAAGCUAUUUUAUUAGCACUGAGAUUCUCUGCAUAUAUAAGCCAACCUUGGCUCUAGGUUGGUCAAAGAGAAUUUAAUAAAAUUCAGAUGGUGUACAAACUAUCAGAGGGAUAUAAAAAUUCUUCAGACGUGCAAUAACAGCUUCUGUUCCUGGCACACUGUAAUAUCAGCAAACUCCAGUUCUGUUUUCUCUUUGACUGUAGAUGGUUUGGUUCACAGCUACAUUGAAAUUGAACAGGAAAUCAAAAUAUUGAAACCCAAAUAUUUAUAUUUUGCAGUUUUUAUAAACCUUUGUGGCCAUUCUGUGGAAUGAUAGAGUUCUGCAAGAGCAAUGCACUUUAAACAUUAUUAAGGAAGGGAUUUCUUUUUAUUAAAAAGACAAAAUCUCAUUGAUGAUUAAUAUUCAGGAAAAGAAGUGUUCUCUGCAGAAAACAUAAUUCUGCAUGUUCAAUUUACUAUAGCAGUAAACUGAAGAUUGGGAAAUUGGUUGAAACCAAUCAGAAUUACAAUCAAAAUUACUGAGACACAGGGUAUUUUAAAUAACUGAAAAUUAUUUGCUAUGCAAUGAUUUCAGUAUCUGAUAUUUGGCUGUUAAUAUUUGACUGUAUUUAGUAGUUUUUAUAUUCAGUAUUUCAUAAAAUUUGACACCUGACAUUCAGAUGAAUUUAGCAUCUGAGGGCCUGCUUUGGACCAAGGUUUGAAUAUAAAUUUAAACAAGCAAGCAAAAAUAUAGGAGGCUGCCAAGGCUACCUAGAAUGUUACCUUUAAAACACGACACCCCAGAAACAUUAGAAAAACAAAAAGAUCUAAAGGGUUUUUGUGAAUUUCAGUAUGAGAAAAGAAAUGGAAAGCAGACUCUUUAUGAGUUGAAAUGCCUCCUAUUGCAACAUGACUUCUGACCAGCCCUAUACCAGGGAACAUUUCAUUUCACUUUUAAUUUGUAUACUGCCUUUCUCAGUUUACAAGCUGAAGAUACAACAAAGUAUGCAACAAAGAUCAAACACACCUUACAACAAUCUGAUCCAAUACAAAAAAGUCACUAAUAAAAACAUAACUUUAAAAGAAACAACAUAUAUCAAAUAAAGUAAUACUCAGUAAUCCAUUAGAAUAUAAUAGUACACAAUAAAAUUAACUCUCAAAAUAAGAGCAAAUAAUAAUUAAACAGAAACUCAAUCUUAACAAUUACAAUAAAUAAUUACUAUACUGUAAUAAAUUAAAAUAACAGCAAGUCAUAAAAUACCACAACACAUACAAAACCAUGUAAAAGGAUCAAGCUGAAAAACAAAGACACAAUCAUAAUUAAAAAUUAAUAAAACCCUGAACUCCUCUUUUCCCUUUCCAGCUGCUUCUGCUGUUCUUAAAGUCAAGGCUUGGGAAAGACUGCAGGAUGGUUUAAGACAACAGAACAGGGGAGGCAGUGGCAUCUGUACUGAUUAUAACAGUGGGUAAUUGCUAUUAAAUGUUAAUAAAAUUAAUAAAUACGAAUAGCUAACUAUGCAUACAUGGGGGGGGGGGGGGAGAGAAGGAAGGGCCUUUAAAGUAAAUAAUGAAAUAGGUACUCAACUUAAGGAAAUACAUGGGAAGGUGUCUUUGAAUACGUCUCCUGAACCUUAAAAGCUCUUACACAUUCUGAUGUCAGGGACUGGGCAGAUAAAGAGGAAUGGUGGAGGUCACCUUCCCAGGAUCCUUCCAGAUAGAAGGAAGGGGCAGAUAGUAUCGAUCUAGAGGAGGGGUUUGGCACAGGUCACACCCCAGAAGAAGAAGAGGGAAGAAGUUGGGAAAUAAUGGAAGAUGAGGAGCAGGAACCAGGCAGCAUUGAACAGACAGAGCCUGAGCAGCAGCUGACUGACACACUGCCGGUGGAGAGUUUCCCAGAACCCGUUCCCUUGCUGUGAAUAGCAGAGAAGAGGGCUCAAAGGUGGGUGGCACUUAGUAGCCGCUGUCAGAGGGAGGAGGACUGUGAUGAAUAGGGAAGUACAGAGAAGGGGAGGUGGAGCUUCACUCGAGGCAACGUCGGAUGAUGAACAGUGUGGAUGGAAUUUUGUCCUGGAAAUUCUAAUAAUAAAAAGGAACUGAAAAGCUCGCUUUCCCCCCUGUCUCUCUGCUUUACUGGGCAGGCAGCCAGUAGCCGCCAACAGCACCCUGACAUCCUGAUUGUUAUGUGGUAACUUUAGGAUUAGAAUAUGGGUUCAGCUUGCUAAUCCUUCUGCCUUCUAUUCUGUGUAGAGAAGGCACCCCUAAACCCGGCCCUACAGAUGUUUUGGCACUACAGCUCCCAUCAUCCCUAGCUACAGGACCAGUGGUCAGGGAUGAUGGGAUUUGUAGUCCCAAAACAUCUGGAGGGCAGAGUUUGGGGUUGCCUGGAGGGAAGACUGGGUGUUUUCUCCACUCUUUACAAAGAACUGACUGUUGUUUAUACUGUAAUUGCUGUUUUAGAUGUCUGCUUCUGUGUGACAAAGGGAAGACAACCCACACAGGUGAAGGCAACACUCCUUUGAACUCAGGCUUAACAUAUAUCAGGCAUCCCCAAACUCAGCCCUCCAGAUGUUUUGGGACUACAACUCCCAUCAUCCCUAGCUACAGGACCAGUGGUCAGGGAUGAUGGGAAUUGUAGUCCCAAAACAUCUGGAGGGCCGAGUUUGGAGGUGUCUGGCAUAUAUCAAGAAGAAAUCCCUGAAAUAUUUUCUAAUUGUACCUUAUUCUAUUUUCUGCGGCAUAAGUCAACAUUUUGUCUUAAAUAUGUGCCACGUCAGCAACCCAUUUACUACCCAGGUACCUGCCAACUUCGCCAUCUCUUUCUUAUCUUUUAUUUUGCUUGCUUGCUUGAUAUUAUUGGCAAGUUGUUCCAGCAUAGUACCAAUUCCUUCAAAGAUAUUUGAAACAAACAAAAAGAUAUCUAAUGUAUUCUGUGUGAAAUUUAGAUAGCCAGAAGGAUCAAAGCUCCAACAAAAACAAAAAGGAAGGAAGGAAAGCUGGCAGAAAUUAUGAGUUUCCCCAACUAUAUUUUUUGGCUCAGCGGGAUUAGAAGGAAUUCUUUGUUGGUGAACCUUUGUAUGCUGUAACUGAGUUAUUUUCAUAUGCAGGCCAUGCUCAAAGGGAACAUUCACAUGAUGAAAAGAAGUGCACGGUCACAGUACACGAGCUGGUCUGGACCAAUAUGUAUUCCCUGAGCACGUGGCAAUCAUGGCAAUUGGGUGAUGAAUGCAGGAUGGGAAAUUCCUCUGUAUAGCCGCCAAGCUUCUAAACAUGGCCUUUACUUCACCUCACCAAGUCAAGAGAUAGGGCAUAGCUCAGUGGCAGAGUACAUACUUUGUAUGCAGAAGAGCUCUAAAUUCAAUCCCUGACAUUUCCACUUAAAACAGCCAGAUAGUAGCUGACGGAAGAAACCUCUGCCUCCUCUGCCUGUGGCUCUGGAGAUUUUCUGUUAGUCGUAUUAAACAAAAGGGGCCAAUAGUUCAGAUGUGCCUAGAUGGCUGUUUACCCAGUAUGGGGUGAAUGGCUGUUGCGGCCCCUCACAGCAAGAUCCCAUGGGAGCCACGCUGAGUCUAUGUGGCCAGCAGUUGGGACUCCCCAGGACAGCUGCUUGGAAUCAUGGGCUUUCCCACCACCAAACUAUUUGAAUAUUGGGCCAAUUCAGCCAUAGUGGGUGGGCGGGGCCGCAGAGGGGAGUAGAUCAGGUUUCACUCUGGUUCUCCCCACCCCCAGUACAUAAAAGUCAGAUGCGAGUGAGUCCACAAUGUGAUUCCCCCUCACACCCUUUCCUUUUCUGGGUUCUGCAUCUGACCUGGUUCUCUGCUUCCCACAUUCAUCCUUGCACUGCUUCCCUCCAUUUUUAACAACCGCUCUUGCCACUUCUAAGCUGCAGUACCGAAAAUAUCUGGCCCAGGGUUUCAGUGGUGGUGGUGUGUUCAGGAGCUGUAGCAGCAAAGAUCAGAGCCUGAAAGGUGCUUGCUCAGCAUCUCCUACAGCAGAGAAGUGGCCCUCCAGAUGUUAAUUGAUUCCAUCUCCCAAAAAACCCCAGCCAGCAUACCUGCUAGUCAUGAAAGAUGAAAGUUCUAGUCCCACAUCUGCAUGGCCACAGGAUCCUCAUCCUUGACUUAUAGGAUUAGCAUUCAAAGUACAUAUUCCCUGCUUCCACAUAUUCUGCCAGCUAGCUAAGUGAUUGUUGAGUUUUAAAGGAAUGCAUAGAGCACAGAAAUAGUUUACAUUAGCUCUAUGUUUAGUUUCCUGGGAGCUGAUUUUGGCCAUGUGUACAUAGGCAGGUAUUUUGUCUAACUGCAUUAAAGCUUCAUUGCAAAAACUAAACUAAACUCAUUAAGCCUGAAACUCAUAUUCAGGAAUUACGACUAUCCUCCACUUUUUUUUUAUUAGCAGUAGAAUUGUUCUAAAUUCCAUCAAACCUGUAUUUUACCCUCCCCCUUCAAGUAUUGCCAAGCUGUUGAACAAGCACAAUCUCACUCUUAUCUUCCAGGAACUCAGUUUGCUUCAAAAAGCGAGCAGCUAAGCUGAGUGAUUUACUUCAUCUUCUUCAUUAAAAUUCAAAUAAUAAUUAAGCCACAGAUGUUAACUUUUCAAUGACUGCAUUACCGAUGGUGAAGGAGGUUCGCUGUACAUACUGGGGCUGCUAUAACAUUGUAUUUGGCGGUCAAUCCUUGUGCAUGUGUUUACCAAGGGUUUAACAAAGGUUUUGAAUCUCUGCUGCUGAUAUUUUUUUAAAAAAAUAAAUUUAUCAUUACGAGGAACUGAUAGUGUUCCUAAAGCUUUAGAAAGCUUAACUCGAUUACACAGUACAUGCACACAGAGAUUGUUCGGGAUGGCUGUUUGCGAAUUUUCUUAAGGUUAAACUAGGCAGAAUACAAUGUCCAUAGAGCAAAUACUUACGCAGUGCUUAAAAUAAUGAGUUAGCAGCACUUACAAACAGAAAACAGUCUCAGAGCUGGUAUCUGCAUCAAUUCUUCAGUGAUCAGCCUUCUUUAUGGUCCAGCUCUCACUUCCAUACAUUACUACUGGGAAAACCAUAGCUUUAACUAUAUGGAUUUUUGUCGGCAAGGUGAUGUCUCUGCUUUUUAAGAUGACAUUUGAGAUAGAUAGAUGAUGAUGUUGAAAGAUAUAGAUAUAGAUGUAGAUAUAGAUACACCAUUGUAACUUAGUAUUGUCUACACUGAUUGGUAGAAACAGGGCAUUCCCAGUCCUACCUGGAGAUACCAGGGAUUGAACCUGGGACCUUCUGGAUAUAGAGAAGAUGCUCUGCCACUGAGCUGUGGACCUUCUUUAUUGAGGCAGAGGGUGUUACAUGAAUCUUGCCCAAAGAAGUCUCUCUCCAAACCUGGAGGCUCCACUGAUGAUCAGAGCCCACGUCCCAAGUCAUUCCUGCACAAUCUAUCCUGUUAUUUCCAUGGACAACUCUUCCAGACUAGUUGCAUGAAUCAUUGGGAGCAAGGACAUUUAUUAUGAAAAGGUCAUUUGGACAAAAGAGCUUGGGAGGCUUGGCAGUGUUAAUUGCUCUCCUCUUUGAUCAGAAACACUAGCAAGGAUUGUGGAAGGCAAUAGCAUACAUCUGGCUCCAUCUAGUUAACAGCUGAAGAGACCUAUUCUCGGAGUAUGAUAUAAUCCUCAUUAAAAUGAAUCAGAGCAUCACACAGAGAAUCUGUUGGCAAUGAGAUGGGGAAAUUCAUAUUGCUGCUUUUAUAUCCUUAAUAAACAAAUAGCUGUCUACCAGCCCUUUAUAUUAAAUGAUUGGAAAGGGUUAAAUGAGAAUGAUUGCCAUGGAAAUUUCUUCAGCCUUAAUGUUUUCUACUUACGUUCCUUUGCUGUAUUGAAUGCCCUUGUGAUAGAAAAGAAAGAACAAACAUCAAAAGUACCUUUUAACUCCACAAUUCUUUCUAAAUGUCUUUAAACUUAUAGGCUAUACCACUGGCUUUCUAUCUUCAAAGCAUGCAGGAGGAUGAGGGUCAGAUACAUAUAAAAAAAUUGUGUGCAAUUUAAUAAAAUAUGCAUGUGAAUUGUAUGACCUGCAGAGGAAUUAUUGUGUGUUAAUGAAACAUUGUAAUGUUAAUUACAUACUUUUGAUUUCUCUUCCCUCCAUAGGCUUUAUGCUGGUAAUUACUGUACAAAUGCUAAACUUUUAUUGGAACCUAGACUGUGUCACCAAAUCUGGCUUCAUGACUCAAUUGUCCCUAAAGAAAGAGAGGGAGAGUAAAAUAUCCCAAGAACAAUGCAAUAAAACUACUAGACAACUGCAGCAACACUAAACAGAACUGCAACAACACUGAAAUCUAAGAUCUCUGCUGAUCUUCUCAACUGCCUAGCAGAACAGGUGAGUUUUAAUUAAACUUCAAAAGGUCAACAAAGACAACACAUGGUGGGCCUCACUAGGGAAGGUAUCCCAUAAUUUUUGUGCCCUUUAAACUCAGUCUUCUUCCCAGCGCCUCCACACAGCCUGUUCAUGGGGUUCAUUUGACUUGGCUCUGUUCCUGGAUCAAACAAUUUCCAACUGAUCAAUGGCCGCACCUCCACUGAGAUCACUGGAAGUUAUAUGAAGUGAUGGGAUUAAGAACCUGUCAUGUCAACCUUCCAGUAUUUCUAGCACAGUCUUUCUGAAUCAUUGACAUUUGCCCUGAAGAAGCUCCUGUCUUGAAAGGGAAUUUGAUAACCAUUUAUGGUGGCAAAAGAGGGUUAUGCAAGGGAAUGAGUCUUGAAGCAUCAUAUGUUCUAUUUUGUGAUACAUAUUUCAUUUUAUUUAGACAUUUGCAAUAGGUUUUGAGCUAUUGGAUUUUUGAAAAAUGGAGCAAGAUGUCUCUGCAUGGGUUGGUGUGCCUAGUAUAUGACAAGUUCAUUGUGAUUUAAAAAUGUGGCAGAACUAAGUGAAUGUUUCUUGGUUCCCACUUUUUCACUAUUGUUGCACGCCAUCCGAAUCUCUAAGUAGUGUGAGAUUCCAGGGGUUCUAGGCGCUUACACAGGGUUCAUGCUUCCUUCGGAAAGGGGUACAGUGGACACAAUUCUAUAUGGUUUAUUUACACAGACACACACACUCUAAACCUACCAUGGAGGGGUUCACAGCAUUAACUCCUCAAGAGAAUCUUGCUUCUUCCAUAGCCACAGUCUUGGAUUCUAACAGAAAUCAGGCAUUGUUCUAUCUCUCUGGCUUCUCAGCCUGCUUCCAGCUUCUAGCUUCUAGCUCAAACAACUCUCACCUCUGUCCCUUGUCUUUCUAAGUACCAGCCAUUUGAGGGAUUGGGACCCACACGUUUGUUUUCUGGCACAGAGCUACUUGCUUUGUUACCUCAACAACCCAUAUUUAGGCCAUUAUUUCACCAAGAACCUAGCCUGGCUAUUUCAGGAAUUUGAAUCCUUGCUUAAAUUUUAACAUUUGCUGGAUCCAGGAAUUUGAACAGUCUCAGUAUACAGCCCAUGCCCUCAAACUUGUAACACAAUUACAGCUAAUAUUUCCCCACAUUUAGAUGUAGUUUUCAGCCUUAUUUAAAAAAAAAAAACUUUUCAAAAUGUAUGUUUCAUUCUCCAUUAAAGAUUGAAGUCUGGAUAAUUUGCUCAGUUUCAUAUCUGGGGUGUGGUUCCCCCUCUUCUUCUGUGAUGUCCAACAACAAAGGGUUGGAAACACCUUGCUUGGGUUCUCCUCACCUCUGACCUAUGAAUCCCUUUCCUUCUGCGACAGAUCUUGCUAUAGGUCCUGGAUGGUUCUACAGGAGCAAUGACAUUGCUUCUGAAACCAGUUGCUGGGAUUCACAAGUGGGGAGGGAGCUGUUACAUUCAGGUCCUGCUUGUGGGCUUCCUGGAGGCAUCUGGUGGUCACUGUGAGAAGAGAAUGAUGCACUUUGGCAUGAUCACUUAUGUUCCUGUUCCAUGGAACCAAAGAACAACUUCACAGGCAAUUCUCAUUGGGACUGUGAGAUUGGGGGUAUGUGCUAAACCCUGUUUCCCAUGUGCCCCUACAUACUUGGGGUGGAUAUCUAAGUUAUGAAACAGGGCACCUUCAAUUUAUUUCACAGAAAUCACAUUAACAUAAUGUGUGGUUUGAUCCUGAGUACAGACUUAUGGAAGGUCUGGCAAUAGCAUCAUUGUGGAUGCUUGAAUGAAAUUAGAAGUAGAUAAUUUAUUGUUAAAGGGGGGGGGAAUAGUAUUUUGUUAUCAGGCUGGCGCUUUGGGGAUGGACAGGUUACAAUAACGAGUUCGUCUUGAUACAAGAUGAUGAAAUGAUGUAUGGGGAGGGGGACAUUUUUCUUAUUUUUAUGUUUCCAGAUACCCAUUAAUCAUAAAUCUUGGGCUGAUAGUGCCAGGACAAAGUCAGAAGGUAACUGGAAGAGUCAGCUACACGAGCUGCCUCAGGCAAGACUUGCUGUGAAACUGAAGGAAGGAAGGGAGUAAAUUCCAACAGUUGAUAAAAACAAGUAUUUCAGCCUUGAGAAAUACAUGUUCCAAAAAUGAACCGUGGAACAAGGAUUUCCUAGGUAGAAAUAAGCAACUAAGUUUCAGGCAAUGCCAGCUUAUCCUAUGCCAGUACAGUGUAGUGGCUGCUCUGCAGUAUAGCAUAGCCACAAGUGUUGGAUUAUAACUAGGAAAAUUCUAGCAUGGAAAGAUUCUAACUUGGAAACCCAGUACUGUGAGUUAAGUACAUGGAAGCUUUCUGUAAAAAAGUCUCCUGUUUACCAAUUUUCUGAGACUGAUCUUACAUGGAACAUGACUUUUGUUUCAGUUGCCAUCUUGCUUCCAACAUGUGAUGAAUGUUUUCAAGGCAUGAAAUUGUCUAAACUAAAUCUCUGGGGUAAAGGCCACAUCUUUACAAGUCUUCUACAGUUCAGGAACCACUUUAUCUUCUUUCCUCCCUCAGUUAGUAACAUGGGAUAGCUGGACCUGUUCAUGGGGAGGGGCCAAAAAUCAGUGGCAAAGAACAUGAUGUGCAUGCAAAAGGUCCUAAGUUCAACCACUAGCUUUUCCAGUUAAAAUAAUAUGCAAUAGGGACAUAUUUUUUGAUAAUACCAAUUCAUCUAGCACAGUAUUGUUUAUACCAGAAAUGGGGAGCCUUUGGACUACAACUGUGAGCUUCCCUGACCAAGAUGGCUGGGACUGAUGGGAGCUGAGGUCCACCAACAUCUGGAGGGCUACAGUUUUCUCAUUCCUGGUCUACACUGACUGAUAGUGACCCUCCAUUUCAAAAAUAUGUCUUUCCCCACAUUGUCUGGAGAUGCCCAGGAUUGUUCCUGUGGCCUUCUGCAUGUAAAGCAGGUGUUUCAUAUGGAAGACCAUUACUGGACAGGUGAACAAUCAAUAUUAGGCUAAAUGCAUGGUAAACUGACCUCAUAUAAGGCAGUCCCCUAUACUAUACGACUCAUUUGACCUGUAUAUUUCAAGGUAGCAGCACCAGCAACUCAACUGGUGGCCUCUUGUCUAAAUCUGAAUAGUCAGGCCUUUACUUUUGCAUGAGGUCACAUCUGUAUGUAGUUUCUGAGUAUCAGCUUUAUAUUAAAAGGGGAAAGGGGGUUUGGCUAAUUGCUAGAUGUUAGACCACCUGGAAAGAGUGGCAUCUGCUAGCUGUUUACUUUGCUGAGUAAGAGGCUGAGCACUUAAAAUGCAUUUCCUAUCAAGUUUUGAAAAUUCAACACCUCCGUUUUGCCCUUCAAGCCCAGAUAUUUAUGUUUCCCAUUUUUGAAAGAGACUGCUCAGGGCACCACUAUGAUUGACAAUCCUCAUCUGUGAGCUAGCAAACUUGUGCAACUGAACCUCAGUUUAGCCUUUUCACUGCACCGACAUUAUACUUCAGCUUUCCAAAAGUCUCAUCAUAACCUGCUGUAGGACUUGAUACUGUGAGAUACCGGACAUUUUGGACAGAUGCAACCAAUGCUUGAAAGUUUUGUUUAAUUGAAUGAAUUAGAUGGUGAAGUUACAAUGCUAUCUAGUUAAAUUGCUGUUGGAUGGUGUGUGUUUGUGACUUCACUAAUCACCGACUGAAACUUUGGGAAGAUGGAUAAUGUUUAAAAUGGAGCAACAAUUUCAACAGAAUCAUUUUUAAAUGCAUGGACUCCACACAACAAACCUCUUAACCAUAGGCAAAAGCACUCUUCAGACAACCAGUAAGUGGAUAGGAAGGGGGUCAGAACUGAACCUGCUGUCAUCACUCGCAACCUUCACAUGUUCAUCUGUACUGACCCAUCACUUAUAAAAAUUGCACAUGUGUGGGUGCAUUUCACACAAUCUAUAUCUUGGAACAUGUACAUGUAUAUGUUGUGUACAGAAGAUGAAUGUGCAUUGGCUAGGAUCAGGGACAGUGGGAGUUUGCAUUUUGAACAAAUUCUUAGCUAGCUACUGCACAUAUUGGCCAUGUUUGGGCAUCUUGCUAUAGUUUAGUAUGACAUCUGAAGGAGGCCACUGAGUUUACAUCACCAUAACACACAACCAGGAUUCUUCCUGCUUACAAAUACAGCAAAGAUCCCAAUUAUAGUAAACGGUUCCAUAUACCACAUUUUCCCCACCACAAGGUAAUAACAUUUUGGAACUUCCUGUAGCUCCUGGUCUUGUAAAUGAUUGAACAUGUGAUCUAUGGGCUAAUAUAAGUUAAAGCUACUGUUGUAGGUGCUGCACAUGGAGUUAGUUAUUUUUUUCAGCCUAGAUUGUAUUCUGCACAUCAGUGGUUCAUCUGACCUGUCUCUCAUCAUGAGUGCAAAAUGUGAUUUUGCACACUGUUGCUCCAUGUUGCAUAAAAAAUAUUGUUUAUGCCAUGCUGCAUUCUCCCUUGUCUUAUACAUGAGCAAAAAAGAAAAAAGAAAAAAGCAGUUGGCCACAUGUACAGUUGACAUGUGAACUACUCAUAAGAGCAUAAGAACUUGUGGGAUCAUGGCAAUGGAUCAUGUAGCCCAGCAUCUGUAGGAAGUCCGUAAGCAGGACUUGAGCACAACAGCAUUCUCCCUGCUUGUGAUUUCCAGCAACUGGCAUUCAGAGCGGGCAGCACUGUGGUCUAAACCACUGAGCCUCUUGGACUUGCCGGUUGCAAGGUCUACAGUUCAAGUUCAGUGUGAUGGGGUGAGCUCCCGUUGCUCUGUCCCAGCUUCUGCCAAUUUAGCAGUUCAAAAGUAUACCAGCGCAAGUAGAUAAAUAGGUACUGCUGCAGCGGAAAGGUAAACGGCAUUUCCGUGCAUGCUGGCACUUACCAUGGUGUUCUGUUGCGCCAGUAGCGAUUUAGUCAUGCUGGCCACAUGACCCGGAAAGCUGAGGACAAACGCUGGCUCCCUUGGCCUGAAGCGAGAUGAGUGCCGCACCCCAUAGUCAAGUUUGUCUGGACUUAACCGUCCAAUGGUCCUUUACCUUUACCUUUUACCUGUUCAGAGACAUACUGCCUCCGACAGUGGAGGUAGAACAUCUUUAUGUAUCUGGCUAGUCCUUACGUUACACUCAUCAAUGGUAAGUCUGCAGUUGGGAUUCAAGUCCCAUAAAACUGACUACAACAAACAUUUACCUCAUCUGCAGUAGAUAUAUAAAUAUAUUCCAUUAUAAUAUUCAAGCAUUCUGUAGUGACUCAAACCUUUAUUCAGUGCAAUCCCCUGCAAACGGCCAAUAGGAUAUUCAAAUUACACUGGGGAUAGCCUCGGAAUAUUACCACAUGAAACAGGGUAAUUGUUUCCAAAUGUACAGACAAUUGAAGUCUUGUUGUAGGAAUAAUAAUAAAAAGCUAUGCCUCAGACCUACAUGUGCAGCUUUAAAACAGAAAGGGAAAUUAUGGUGUGUGUGUUUUAAAUACAUCUAAAUAAAUACUCAUUAUGGUUACUUUUCAAGUGUAUUCCUUCUGGAUACAUUAGAGUUGUUCAGGGAAAAAAGGGGGGGACACACCUGGCUGUCUCACAGCUCCUAAAUCCUUUUCUAAAAAUCAGUGUCACACACACACACACUGCUGCAAAACAGUAAUUAACUGCUCUGCAUGUUGCCACAAGUAAGUAUGCCAUGAAUCAUACAAGGCACUAGAAUAUAGUCCUGUAUGAAUCAUACGUAUGCUGUGACACUAAUGGGUUUUAAUCCAAGGUAUGUUCGGAAACCUAUGCUGUUACCUUUAAUGCCUUUCAAGUACAAAUGUCAUGAAAUUUUCAACAGCUCCUCAAGUCCUGCAUAACAAUUUCCCAGGCAGAAACAGUGAAGCCUAAAUCAAGAAAGGAAAGUUUUUUGCAUGUGUGUUUGUUUUUAAACCAGGAAAACCCAAACCAUGACUGCCCUUGAGGACCCUUGAUAAUUGCUUGCAUUCGCUAUCAACCCUCUGCUUGCUGGUUUGAAUAUGAAAUGCUUACAGUGCCUUGCAUGAAAUGGUGGGCAUUUAUGCAAAUUAGUAUCUUGUUUCUAUGUAUUUGCUAUAUCUUACCACAUCUUGGGCUGGGAAAAUUUAGGCAGGUGUAAAUCAGCAGAAAAUCUAUUAUAGCCAGAGGCUUCUUGCUACUUGGCAGGAUGUUUUAAGGGAAUCUGAUCUAUAUUUAAGCUGAUUCAUACAGAACUAUGUCUAGGCGACGUGUUUCAACCCUUCCUGCUACAGCAAUGUGAAUCUGAGUAGCUCACAACCAGGGCCGGAUUUAGAUGCAGAGAGGUCCUAGGCUACUCCACUUGUGAGGCCCCUCCCCAUCCCCCACCCUCACAACUAGAAGAAAAUGGAAGUGUGUUAUAAACAAAAUUGAGUGAAGCCAAGGAUGAUGAUGGGUAUUUAAAAUUCUACAAUUCACUAUUUCUCCUCUAAAGGAUAUAAGAUAUUAUUGUUAAAUACCAUGGUGAUUUUUAAAAAUGCAUAAAAUUAACACUGAAAAACUUUUGCAAUAACUGAACUUUGUAAACCUUUUGUGGCCUGGGCAGGCCUGGAACUAGUUCCCAAGUCUUGUUCCUCUCUAAGGAAUCAAGUUCAGCCUUCAUGGCAUUUAACCAUGGCUCAGCAUCCUCUGAGGUUAAACUUUGGACCUCUUGGAAGCUUGAAGGUUCCCAAACCUUCUCUGAGUUAGUAACAACGAGUGACCUGGGUAAGUUGGAUGUGGUCAAAAAUGAGAUGGCAAGAAUAAAUAUUGACAUCCUGGGCAUCAGUGAACUAAAAUGGACAGGAAUGGGCGAGUUCAGUUCAGAUGACCAUCAUUUCUACUACUGUGGGCAACAAACCCGCAAAAGAAAUGGAGUGGCCCUCAUAGUCAACAAAACAGUGGCAAAAGCAGUACUGGGAUGCAAUCUCAAAAAUGAUAGAAUGAUCUCGAUACGAAUCCAAGGCAGACCUUUUAACAUCACAGUAAUCCAAGUUUAUUCACCAACUACUGGUGCUGAAGAAACUGAAAUUGACCAAUUCUAUGAAGACUUACAACACCUUAUAGAAGUGACACCAAAGAAGGAUGUUCUUCUCAUUAUAGGGGAUUGGAAUGCUAAAGUAGGGAACCAAGAGAUAAAAGGAACAACUGGCAAGUUUGGCCUUGGAGAGCAAAAUGAAGCAGGGCAAAGGCUAAUAGAGUUCUGUCAAGAGAACAAGCUGGUCAUCACAAACACGCUUUUCCAACAACACAAGAGACGACUCUACACGUGGACAUCACCAGAUGGACAGCAUCGAAAUCAGAUUGAUUAUAUUCUCUGCAGCCAAAGAUGGAGAAGCUCAAUACAGUCAGCAAAAACAAGACCUGGAGCUGACUGUGGCUCAGAUCAUCAGCUUCUUAUAGCAAAAUUCAAGCUUAAACUGAAGAAAGUAGGAAAAACCACUGGGCCGGUAAGAUACAAUCUAAAUCAAAUCCCUUAUGAAUACACAGUGGAAGUGAGGAACAGGUUUAAGAAUUUAGAUUUGCUGGACAGAGUGCCAGAAGAACUAUGGAUGAAGGAUCGCAACAUUAUACAGGAGGCAGCAACGAAAACCAUCCCAAUGAAAAGGAAAUGCAAAAAAGCAAAGUGGCUGUCCAAUGAGGCCUUACAAAUAGCGGGGGAGAGAAGGCAAGCAAAAUGCGAGGGAGAUAGAGAAAGAUACAGGAAAUUGAAUGCAGAUUUCCAAAAAAUAGCAAGGAGAGAUAAGAAGGCCUUCUUAAACGAGCAAUGCAAAGAAAUAGAGGAAAACAACAGAAUGGGAAGAACCAGAGAUCUGUUCAAGAAAAUUGGAGAUAUGAAAGGAACAUUUCGUUCAAAGAUUACCAUAAUAAAGGACAAAAGUGGUAAGGACCUAACAGAAGCAGAAGACAUCAAGAAGAGGUGGCAAGAAUACACAGAGGAAUUAUACCAGAAAGAUAUGGAUGUCUCUUACACCCCAGGUAGUGGGGUUGCUGACCUUGAGCCAGACAUCCUGGAGAGUGAAGUCAAAUGGGCCUUAGAAAGCACUGCAAAUAACAAGGCCAGUGGAAGUGAUGGUAUUCCAGCUGAACUAUUUAAAAUUUUAAAAGAUGAUGCUGUUAAGGUGCUACACUCAAUAUGCCAGCAAGUUUGGAAAACUCAGCAGUGGCCAGAGGAUUGGAGAAGAUCAGUCUACAUCCCAAUCCCAAAGAAGGGCAGUGCUAAAGAAUACUCAACUACCGCACAAUUGCACUCAUUUCACACGCUGGCAAGGUUAUGCUUAAAAUUCUACAAGGAAGGCUCAAGCAGUAUGUGGACCGAGAACUCCCAGAAGUGCAAGCUGGAUUUAGAAGAGGCAGAGGAACCAGAGACCAAAUUACAAACAUGCGCUGGAUUAUGGAGAAAGCUAGAGAAUUCCAGAAAGACAUCUACUUCUGCUUCAUUGACUAUGCAAAGGCCUUCGUCUGUGUCGACCAUAGCAAACUAUGGCAAGUUCUAAAAGAAAUGGGAGUGCCUGAUCACCUCAUCUGUCUCCUGAGAAAUCUCUAUGUGGGACAAGAAGCUACAGUUAGAACUGGAUAUGGAACAACUGAUUGGUUCAAAAUUGGGAAAGGAGUAUGACAAGGCUGUAUUUUGUCUCCCUGCUUAUUUAACUUAUAUGUAGAAUUCAUCAUGCGAAAGGCUGGGCUGGAUGAAUCCCUAGCCGGAAUUAAGAUUGCUGGAAGAAAUAUCAACAACCUCAGAUAUGCAGAUGACACAACCUUGAUGGCAGAAAGUGAGGAGGAAUUAAAGAACCUUUUAUUGAGGGUGAAAGAGGAGAGCGCAAAAUAUGGUCUGAAGCUCAACAUCAAAAAAAUGAAGAUCAUGGCCACUGGUCCCAUCACCUCCUGGCAAAUAGAAGGAGAAGAAAUGGAGGCAGUGAGAGAUUUUACUUUCUUGGGCUCCAUGAUCACUGCAGAUGGUGACAGCAGCCACGAAAUUAAGAGACGCCUGCUUCUUGGGAGAAAAGCAAUGACAAACCUAGACAGCAUCUUAAAAAGUAGAGACAUCACCUUGCCAACAAAGGUCCGUAUAGUAAAAGCUAUGGUUUUCCCAGUAGUGAGAGCUGGACCAUAAAGGAAGUGAGAGCUGGACCAUAAAGAAGGCUGAUCGCCGAAGAAUUGAUGCUUUUGAAUUAUGGUGCUGGAGGAGACUCUUGAGAGUCCCAUGGACUGCAAGAAGAUGAAACCUAUCCAUUCUUAAGGAAAUCAGCCCUGAGUGCUCACUGGAAGGACAGAUCGUGAAGCUGAGGCUCCAAUACUUUGGCCACCUCAUGAGAAGAGAAGACUCCCUGGAAAAGACCCUGAUGUUGGGAAAGAUGGAGGGCACAAGGAGAAGGGGACGACAGAGGACAAGAUGGUUGGAUAGUGUCUUCGAAGCUAGACAUGAGUCUGACCAAACUGCGGGAGGCAGUGGAAGACAGAAGUGCCUGGCGUGCUCUGGUCCAUGGGGUCACGAAGAGUCGGACACGACUAAACGACUAAACAACAACAACACCCGUUCUGCUACUUCCGGGGUUCGGUGGUCCGCAACCCAAAAAAAUGCAACCUGAAGUGUCUGUAACCCGAGGUAUGACUGUAAUGUGUGUUAGAAGCAUGAUAUCACUGAGAGUACAAAGUACAGGGAAAUUCUAGGGAAGAGCAGAUUACUAAGAGUUAGAGUUAGUCCACAUGGGCACUUUGACUGUUCUUUUCAUUCCUGGGUGCAUGGUUGUGUGACGUACUGGGGGAAGGGCUAAAGCUGUAGAAAGCUGGGCAGGCCACAGGCCGGGUCGUCCUCUUAUAUACCUGCUGGGAUUGACAAGGCAUCUGACCCUCACUUGAAUCUCAUAGCUCUCCUGUAGCUGCUUCAAAUUAACGGCAGCUUCAAAUUAAAGAUAGCAUAAUAAGAGCCCUGUUGCUUCAGAUCCAAGGCCCAUCUAGUCCAGUAUCCUAUUCUCACAGUGGCCACUGGAAGUAACAUAGAACCAUCUUGGCUUGGCUAACCUUUGCUGAACAGGCCUUAUUUCUGAAUAAAUAUUAUAGAAGGUUCUUUGCCAAUAAGUCUCUCAUGUUACGGCAUAAUAUACAGCUAUAUUAAACGCUGGGACAUUUCCAUUCUCCUUCCGAUUAUAGAGAAGCAAUGUCUCAGCAGUGGUUAAGGGCCCUAAUGUGGAAGCAGCCUUACCAUACUUCCCAGGAAUGAAGAAAGUCCAUGUUUUGAACAGCACAAAUCACUGUUGUGUUUUAAUUUCCAGUACUUAGGACUGGGCUGGAUGAUCCCAAGACUCCCUGAAGGCCUACUGUUGCAAAGAGACUGA
Molecule: messenger RNA, 47696 nt
Organism: Podarcis lilfordi (Lilford's wall lizard)
Lineage: Eukaryota; Metazoa; Chordata; Lepidosauria; Squamata; Lacertidae
Source: the annotation of a GenBank genome assembly